GGCCAGUGGAGCCCGAGGAGAGCUCCUGUUACUGGAGCGCUGGCUCUGCAGAUCGCCGCUCGCUGUCACGGAGGAGCUCGCGCACGUACACGGGGCGCCUCGCGCACACUCACCGACUCUCUCUGCUCGGCUGCGGCAGAGCUCGGGGGCGCCAUGCUGCCGGAUGAUGGAAGCGGAGCAAGAUGUGUCGGUUAGAGAGCAGCUCUUCCACGAGUGGGUUAGGGAAUGCAUCGUGAGUAUGGACUCCAUUAGGGGCCGGGAGCCCGGAGUUAACCCGUUCGUGGCCGCGGGGUGGCCAGGAGUUAACCCGUUCGUGGCCGCGGGGUGGCCAGGAGUUAACCCGUUCGUGGCCGCGGGGUGGCCCGGAGUUAACCCGUUCGUGGCCGCGGGGUGGCCAGGACUCCGGAUGGGUUUAGUGUGUGUCUCAGGACCCAAUGUUUCAGUUGCUGGUGUAGACUGAGCCGAUUUAAAUGGCAUAAUGUAGGGGUAGGCAAUAUUCGGCACUCCAGAUGUUUUGGACUACAUAUCCCAUAAUGUUAUUAAAGCAAUAAUGCUGGCAAAGCAUCAUGGGACGUGUAGUACACAACAUUUAGAGUGCAGUAGGCAAUGGUGAGUUACCCAGAUGGGGUAUUGGCUUCAGUAACAGGGCCAUGCAUGGCAUUUUAUCUGGCGUUGCCGGACUGUGCGGAUGUGGGUGGCGGCGCUGCCGGCCUGUGCGGAGGUGGGUGGCGGCGCUGCCGGCCUGUGCGGAGGUGGGUGGCGGCGCUGCCAAUUGAGAACCUUUACUGUUUGCAUUUUGCCACCAGAAAUGUUUGGUUACCUGUGGCACUAAUUUUCUUUAUGCCAGCCGCCCUUUUCUGGGUGUUUGUUACUAAUCUGUAGGUAGAUUUGUAUGUUCAUUAAAAUAACCAUUAUUAUAUGCAUUUAAAAAAAAAAAAAAAAGUCAUUACCAGAACAGUGCACUGUAGUGGCUAUGGUGUCAAGGGUGCCCUGGCACAUCCGUAAUGUAAGCUGUUCUAGAAUGUGGUGUUUUUUUUUUUUUUUACUGGGGGGUUUGCAGGAUGCUCCUCACCUCGCUACAGCUUACAUGAAGCUCAUAAGCGAGGCCAAUUCGUUAGUUGAGAGUGUCAGCUCAUGAUUCUCAGCCAACAGUGUAAGCCUUGCGCUGCCACUCAGAACUGAGAGCGUCAGGCUAUAGUGGAGCCAGGGAGUGGUGUCCACGGUCCCAAGGUAAGAAGUCAAACUGCCCUCCUGGCACCAUAACAAUUACAACACACGGUAGUAGUUAUGGUACUUAGCAUGCUCUUUUAUUCUUGGUUGAAAAAAAAAAUCAAACUGUUUUAGAAAUUGCAAUGAUAUUUGUGUCAAAGAUUAUUAAUAUUUUAAAAAUUGAUAAAGUGGCCAUAUAUUCUCUAGGAAUUAACGGUUCUGUUAAAGGUUAGUAAAUAAGUGGUUUGCAUACUUUGGGUGUUGUCUGUUAUCUGCUGGUAUGUCUGUCUUGCAAACUAAAUUGUGCUUGUUGGAUCUCUGAGCAGCUAGGAAUGAAUAUUGUAAAACCAUCCCUCCCUUCUCCUUAUGUUGUUGGACUGGGGACGUCUUUCCUUUCUGAUUAUGGCUUUUAUCUAUAACUAUCUGUCCUAUAAGAGCCAAAGUCAACAAAGCACAUAAUCAAAGCUGGUCGCAUGUAUUUAUCAUAAUUUCAUCAUAAUAUAUCACAUAUUCUAAAAACUAUGGUUUGAGAGCAGAAUAUAUAAUUUAGAAAAAAAAUAUGCAUUUCUUCUACUCUGCCAUGAAAACCAUAUGUUGGGUGACACACUUUUGUUUUUGAGUGCACGUUUAUGAAAUUUAGGGGCAUUCUAGGCAUAUGUACAAAACACAAAUGUACAUGGAAUGUUUUUUUUUGUUUUUUUUUACUUUUGUAAAAAAAAAAAAUGUUUUGUCAGACUGACACAGAAAUGACUUUAUCUUAAAGUAGAAAAAAGCAUCUACAAAGCACAUUAUAUGUCUCAUUAUUUUUUCAUGUUCAGAAUUCUGUCCAUUAUCUUUACGUAAUAUACUCUGCAAAUCCGUAUGGAUAGGUCUGCUUAUACAUAUGUACUUUAGUCUUUCAGAUAUUUGCGGUGUUCCACCCAUUUGAUUUAGAAGGGAUAUAAGCUCUUAUAGUGAGAAACUUGCCUUUCAAAGCUAAGAGGAACAAUGUCUCUAUAUGCUUUAAGUACAGUGUGCCAUAAUCACAGGUUAUGUUAUGUUGGCUUUUUUAAAGGCCUAACAUGCCCCAUAAUAUGUGAAUUUGAUUUGCCUUGUUAUUGAUGCAGGGGCAAUUUAUCAUCAUGUUCAGACAUUUACCAAUUGUAAACUGAAGCUAUUAACUACAACCAGCUUUAUUUACUACAAACUGCCAUAGUGUUACCCGCAUUGCACAGCAGCAAGACUUCCAGGGAAGAAUAAGAAUGAAGUCAACGAACAUUAUUAUGCACUGGACAAAUGUUUACAGCCCAGGAAGAUGUACAUAUUGAAAGUGCAUAUACAGGAAUGUCUUGCAAUAUUGUGCAAUUAAACCUCUUGAAACCAUUGCACUCUGUGGACAUGCCAACAUCUGUAUUCUUGCCAAUUUGGCACCCAUGGGCAGAGUAUAUUACAGCCAGUUAUUUACAUAUAGCUGUCGAAGCAUGAGCUAUAAUAUUUCAUUACAAGUGCACAGUAUGUUGAGUGUUUCUAAGUUGUACCUGUCAUUUUUGGCACAGGCGUGUGUUUGUGUUCUAUUUUUGAACCUUGGCUAAGCUAUGUGCACCUCCCGGUCAGCAUUUUCCUAUGCACUCUGUAAAACCUGAUGUCACUCUGCAUGUCACUUGAGAUUGUGAUGUGGUUGCUUGGCAUGUUUAGUACUUUUCUCACACUUGUUGGUUUCCUCCCACUUGAUGAAAACGCAUGCAUUACACAAUGGGAUUAUCAGCAUCCUGUUUUGCUGAAUGGCUAACACAAUAGUGCAAGUAGGUGUGAGGGUUUAGUCUGUCAGCUCGAUCAACUCAUGCACGUAAUAGACUACAGUGUGUGCGGGCGUUCUAUAGUAUGAUCUGAUACAUAGCAAGUACUUGGCUGGCUGCUUGCAUCAAGAUAGGCCAAAAUCAUGCCUAUUUAGUAUGGUAUUACAGUAUCCAUCGUUUCUCUUCUGGAAACGUUUGCAACGCCACACAGGCAAGCAAUUGAACCAUUUCUGGUUUUAUUGCAUAGUAUGUCGGCUCCUUUAUUUUUGUAAAUAUACAGCCUUACUGAAAUAACAGAAAUACCUAGCAGUAUUUGAAUUUUAGAUUCCUAUUAAGGAGUGACAAUUUUUGUCGAACAGUUUGAAAAAAAACAAUCAAGGAGUAGCAUCUAAAAACGUUUUGCCCCUAGCUGCUUCAAUGAACUGCAACGGUUAUGGUGCUUAUUGUGCCUUUUUCCAGGCGAUGUUUCUGAUCAUUUUUAUUCCCACAGUGAAACUGGUUGUCAUUACUGAAUUGUUAUAAUUCUGCCUAUAGGUUAGAUAGGUUAGGUAUUCUGCCUAUAGGUUGAGCUUUCUAAGAGAUGGUUGACUCUUUUCAUCACUAGUAUCUGAUCUGUUUGGUGUUUAUUACUCUAUAGACUGAACUGUAUUUCCAAGUGCUUUCUCUUUGGUCUGCUCAACUUAACAGUGAGGAGUGCAGGAUAAUAUCAAAUAUGACAAUUUUUAACCUCUAGGGCAUGUAUUGCGUGUAUGAUAUUACAUUUCCUUUUGACAAGUGAUCUAUAAAUAUACAAUCUGUAAAUGACUUAUUAAUGGUAUAUAACUUUCGCAUUUGAGGGAAUAUCCAUGCAUUACAACAAGGGUUAGACAAUUAACUUUUUCUGUAACAAUUCUGUUAAUUGUCAGAAACUAGUUCGUGAACACAAAAGCCAUUGUUUAAAGGAUUAUCCCUGAUGGAAGUACCCAGGUCAGAUGUGGCUUCCUUGGAUUUUUGUGAAGUUCUAAACCUGUGGUUUGUUUGCAUAAAUUAUAGUUGUAAAAGGCAACAAAGACCUCAUUAGCACCUAUCCUUCUUACAUAGGAUUUGGAGAAAUGUCAAGGGAGAUUUAUCACUAUAGUCAUAAGGUCUACCCUCACAACUUGCAUAUAUGGGUGUACUUAAUACACAAAUUAAAAGUAGCUGCCACACAGAAAUUUAGUCAUUUGGUAAUCUGUACAGAGUACUGUUUUAGCCUUCACAGAACAUUUGUUAAAGGAUUAACUUAACCCUAUGGGGUUGGGGGGUCAUUUUCAGUGUAGUAUUGGGCAUCCAGAUCAUCCCCCUACCACCAUAGUUACAUAGCUGAAAAGAGACUUGGGUCCAUCAAGUUCAGCUUUCCUCAAAGAAUGCAAAAAAAACAAAAAACCUGUUUGAAGAACUUCCAAUCUUGCAACAAACCAGUAAAAAAAAAUUACUUCUUGACCCCAGAAUGCCAGUCAGAUUAAUCCUUGGAUCAAAAAGCUAUUACCCUACAUUGAAAAAUUAUAUCCGUGAAUAUUCUGUUUUUGCAAGUAUUCAUCGACUUGCUGUUUGAACAUCUGUAUGGGAUUUUGAACCCUUUUUGAAUAUAGGAACCACAUCUGCCUUCCUUCAAUCCUCCAGAACACUUCCUGAAAGAAAAGAAUCUUGCAAGAUUAAAAACAGAGGUUUACUAUUUCUUCACUUAGUUCCUUAAGUACUCGUGGAUGAAUACUAUCAGGCCCUGGAGUUUUGUUUAUAUUGACUUUCUUUAGUUUCUGCAGCACCUUGUCUUGAGUUAACCAAUUACAAUUUUCUGCAAGUUUUUAUCAGCAAUCAUUUGCACAUCUAUUGCCAUGGGUUCUUCCUUAAUAUAUACAGAGGAGAAAUAGUUAUUUAAAAUUUCUGCCUUUUCCUGGUCUUCAUUAACGAACAACCCCAUCCCAGUUUUUAGUGUACCUACACUUUCAUAUUAUAUUUUUAUUUAUUUAUAAUUUAUGUACUAAAAAAUGCUUUGGGUUUGGUUUUGCUCUCUUUGGCUAUCAUUUUUUCAUUUUGAAGUUUAGCGAAUAUAAUCGCUGUUUUGCAGACAUUAUUUUUUUUAUCAAUUUCUUUUUAUUAGAGUGAAGAAGUUUUAAGCAUAUACAAUGUAAUAACAAGGCACAAUAGAGUUCCAUACAAAACAGCGUUAAUCACAAUGCAUUGUACAACAUCCCUAGACCAUUGUUGGCCCCAUAUCUUCCUUUUUUUUUUUUUGUUAUGUAGUAAACACCCUUACAGGGAUAUGAGGAGAUGAGAGAGCCAAUUUAGGAUCUUGAACUUAUCACCAAGUUUUAGCUAUAGGGCUCUCGCCCAGUAGAUCAUCAGAGAUUAUGCAAACCAUUUUACAUACACUUUUCCAUAAGCAUGUAACGUCUCAGCCUAUCCCCGUAUGUGCGGACCGCACAUAGGAGAGCUAGGGUUCCUAUCGUGGUAGUGUGUAUCACUGAGUGUUUGAGUAGAAAGGAGUAACAAGAGGGGGAGAGAAGAGGGAGAAGGGAAAAGGGGGAGGGCAUGAUUUGAUUUUCUAGAGUUGCACCAAGCAUACGUCAUUAGGGUGCGGUAAAAUGAAGUAUUAUGUCCUCUCGAAAUGUACUGCACUCUGCCUUACAUAUAGCGAGCUCAAUGUCACUUAACUAUGUGAGCUCGGAUUGUGACCUCCAUCUUCGUUCGGGUGCGUGUGUUGGGGUCCACCAGGUCAUUUAACCAUUCAUUGGUGGUAGUUUAGAUAUAUGGCCAAAAGAGAGGGAGAAUGAGGAGGUAGCAGAGGUGUACCAGUUCUACUGAGAACGUGGGUGGGGGGGGGAGGGGGGGUUAUAAUGUUGGGACGUGCACAUUGGCCUUGCCCCGGAGGGCAGCGCGCCGCCAGGCCACCGCCCUAGCUCCUCGUGUUUUGUGAUAUGAAAGUGAUCCAUGGAAACCACCGUUUGGCAUGUUUGUCCCCUCUGUCCUGUAUGGAUGCCUGUAGUGCUUCAGCCCCUUGGAUAUCCUCAACCCUGCGGAUCCAGUCUUCUUCGUUGGGUAUCUCCGUCCGUUUCCAAUAUAACGGAAUGAGCGACUUGGCCGCGUUCAAAAGAUGUCUGAGAAUUGAUUUCUUAUAGGAGGAUAACGGCAUCUGCGAUAUAUGUAGGAGGGCCAGAGCAGCCGACCAUUCCGUCACAUCGCCCAGUAUAUCUGUUAUUCGUUGUUUGAUCAGAUCCCAGAAUGGGGUUAUUUCGCUGCACUCCCACCAUAUAUGCAUUAUCGUCCCUCUGGCAUCUCCAGCAUGUAGGUGCAACAGUUGGGAAGAUCCUAUGUAGGAGAACCGGGGUCCGAUACCACAAGGUAAUCAGUUUAUAGUUCGUUUCUUGAUAUUGAGAACUAACUGAGCUCUUGUGUUGCCACAGAAGUGCCUUAUCCCAUUGUUGUGACGUAAAGGUUGUGUCCAUCCGCUCCUCCCAUUGCCUGCGGAACAUUGCAUUCGCCGUCAGGUGCCCCGUCAGGAUGUGUUGAUAAAGUAUAGAGAGAGAGCAUUAUCCAGUACGAUCUUCCUCUCACAGCAGUCCUCGAACCAUGUGCGAUCCCUGUGCAAUCGUUCCUUCUCCCGCAAAUUAUUGUGGUAGUGCUUCACCUGUAGGUAACGGAGUAUUGCCAAUGGCGUCCGUGGUCGUCCCUCUAAUAGGGCGUCCACGGAGCGCAGUGAACCAUUCCGCAAGGUUGUGUGGAUUGGAACGUACUCACGUCCUUCCAGAAAAGGCCACAUCACUGGUGGAAAUCCGCCCCCUAUCUCUUUGUUAUGAGUGAUGGAAAGCAUUGGACUAGGUGUAGGUGAGAUAUGGAUUACCUCUCUCAUGGAGUUCCAGGUGUAUAGCGUUUGUUCCAGUAGUCCCUCGUUAGUUAUUCGCAAUGCUCUUCUGGUUCCCCCUCCCCAGAUGGCUGGUUGCACAGGAGUGUCGGGGUUGUCCCGUGUCAGUGCCACCCACUGCUUUUGUUGGGGUUCUGCGUGCAGCUCAAUUAUACGCUGCAGGACUGUGGCUUGGUGAUAUUUCCUGAAGUCGGGCAACGCUAGCCCACCACGAUGCCUGGGGAGACAGAGUAAGUCAAAUCGUAAUCUCGCCCUCUCCCUUCGCCAUACGUACCGUAUGACCGCAGAUUUUAGUGCGGAGAAGAAGGUGGUCGGUAGGGCCAGUGGGAUUGUUUGGAACGGAUAAAGCAGCCGUGGUAGAAUGUUCAUCUUUAGAACAGCUACCCGCCCAUGCCACGAGAUGUGCGGGUGCGCCCAUCUUUUCAAGUCCUCUGUUACUUUCUGCAGGAGAGGGGUAAAGUUGUGUCGGUACCGUUUUGCAGACAUUAUUGGCUUCCUUAUAUCUUUUAUAGGAUUCCGCUGAUUUGUCCGAAUUUUUUUAUUUUUUAUUUUUUUUUUACUUUUUUUUAAAUGCCCUUUUGUUAUUUUUAAUUUCUUGUUUUGUUUCUCUCCUAAGUCACAUCGGUUUCAAUUUGUUUCCAUUACCCAAUGGUACAUACAAUAUGUUGGAAUAUGUUCCAUUUAUCCUCAGUGUUCUUUUCACUAAAGAGUUUAUGCCAGUCAAUAUUUUGUAAAGCUGCCCUUAACUUAUAGAAACUGGACUUUUUAAAAUUAUAUGUUUUAGUAUACCUCACGUGCUUUUGUUUUUUUGAGUUUAUUUCAAAGGACACUAUAUUGUGAUCACUAUUUUCUUGAAUGUUGGUCAAAAGAUCAACGCUAUUGGUUAGAACCAGGUGUAGACAAGCGUCCUUUCUAGUUGUGGCAUGAAGGUGUCAUUUAACAAGUUCAAAAACCUAAUUCCCUUUGCCGAACUACUAGUCCCUCUGUCCCGAUUUUAUGUCUGGAUAAUUAACGUGUUACCCAGAUUUGCAGCUUUCUCAGUUUGCUCAGCUGUUGUUCCUCAUCAAUAUUAACAUUAGGUGGUUUGUAACGUAUCCCAACCAAUCGUUGAUUUCCCUUCUUUUGCCCCAAGCAGAUAUUUACUCAAAGUUUCCACAUCUUCCUCAUCACAUUCCACUUGCAUAAGAUAACUCAUGGUUGACAUACAAACAUACCCCACCACCUUUCCUGUUUUUUUUGUCCUUCCAAAAUAGUGUGUACCCAUUUAAGUUAACUGCCCAGUCAUGUGUUUCAUCCCACCAUGUUUCAGUUAUGCCAAUUAUGUCAAAUUGCUUAGUGCAAGGGUGUCCAAACUUUUUUCAGAGGGCCAGAUUUGAUGAAGUGAAUAUGCGUGAGGGCCGACUAUUUUGCCUGACAUUCUUUGAACCAUUAAAACUAAAUGCAAAUUAACUAUUUUAUGCAAAAUUUAUUGCAAACUACAUACUUUUCAUUUCCUCUCUUUUAUUCUGUCCCUUCAUUCUGUCCCUUCUCUCUUUUAUUUUGUUUCUUUUAUUUUGCCCCUUAAUUCUCUGCCUCCAGGGAGAAGGAAUGAACCCCCCCUCCUCCCCAACGUCGAUGUCCAAGAGAUCUGGAGAACACAGACCGAGGAUGAGCAGUGACUGCACGUCUGUCUGCGUUCUCGCGAUCUCUUGGCCCCCAGUGAAGCCCCGUGCGCCGCUCGGAACAGCGGCGUUUAAAGAUCCAGGGAUCCUGAGCAGCGCUAGGGGAUUCACUGGGGGCCACAACAGAUAGAUUAGCCAAAUUACCUGUGGGGCCGUAUUAAACCGGAACGCGGGCCGGACUUUGGACAUGACUGGCUUGGUGUAUGCUAUUGCCUCUAGUUCCCUGAUUUUGUUAUUUUGGCUUAUUGCAUUAGUAAGCAUACAUUUAAUAUUAUCAUGAGUCACUUGUACUUUUUGUAAAUUAUCAACAUUACAUACUUUCUGUAUUCUGAGCUUGCUCCUCUCCCUACCCCCCUUCUACUGAGAUAAAGCCCAUCUCCUUUCUGUCCUAUCUCCAUUUUGUAGAUUGCUAUGACCCACCCCCACUACUAGUUUAAAAUGUCCUCCAACCUUCUAGCCAUCCUAUCCCCCAACACUGCAGACCCUUUCCCGUUUAGGUGCAACCAGUCACUGAAGUCAUGGUGGUUGGAGUAAUCCUUCAAAAUCAGGAAAGGAUAUUAAUUAUUUCCUAGGGAUGAACUACAUAUCCUAUGAACCCCGCUGAGAUUUGUCUGGCUUUCUAAUAAUUUUUUUUGUCUCUGUGUAAGAAAUAUAAUAUUGUCUAAGGAGGUAUGCAUUUCACGUUAUGGGGUUCUGUUACUAUUAACUACAUUUUUGGCCAACAGCUGGCUAGGCAACUCUCUGUUCUCACAGUAGUGAUACAUAAUAAAAUUGUCAACAAAAACUGGAGGACUGCAAUAUAGUGAUUUUGGAGUUUAGAGGUUUUUUUUUUUUUUUUUUUUAAUAAAAGAGGAAAAAAGUUUGGGUUGUAUCACUAGAAAUAGCUGAGUUGCUCUCAAAGCUUUAUGCUUUAAAGAUCGUGAUCAGCCUGAAGAAUAUUAGUAACAUGAAUCCACAUGCCACAGGCAAAUAGUUAUUGGCUGAACUAUCCUGAGCAGCAUUUUUGUGUGAGCGCCAGACUCAUCGAGUGUUGUUUAUAAGAUACCCACAAAAUGUACCUUCUCUAUUUUUUGACACCAUUGAGGUCUCCGAUCAAGACAAAUUGCUUCUUAUCAUAAGAGUACUCACAUGUUACUCACUUGGAAAGGGUUAAGCUUUAAUUACUGCUUUUUUAAUGUUUUCCAAAAAACUGAAGCCUCUUAGGCCUGAAUAUUCAGAUAAACAUGCUUUACCUUAUAUAAUCAUAGAGCAGUGUCCAAUGCAAUAUUAUUUCAAAACACAAGACUUUAAAAUUAUCUUACCACCUUUGAAGGAUGAAUAACUUGUUAUAAGAUGAUCAUGUAUACUACUGGGUGUUUGUUUCUGUAGGUAUGUUAUAAUUAUUACCUUUUCGCAUUUUGGAAGGCAUAUUCUUAUAAGCCGUGAAAAGACAAUGUGUGUCCCAUAUGCAGAUUCUCAAAAAAAAAAGCUUAAAGGCUUGAAAUAUGGUGUUCUCAUCAUUUUUGUAAAACACGUGCUGAAUUGCUAAAUUCUCUACAUACCAUAUGAGUUACGUUGGAGUGUUCGUAAGCCAAGUUCCACACACACACACACACGUUCAGAAACUGCUGAAUUUGACUAUUUUAUUUAGUACCUGUAUUUUACUGUUGUCUUGGUUUGAUACUUCGGACAUCAUUCCUACAUGUUAUCAUGACUUUGUGGCCUUAGUAAGGGUUAAAUAUAUACAAAAUAAAAAUUAUAUAUAGAGCACUGAAACAAUCCUGUAUUGGCAAAGAAAUGGUCUCCAGGGACUCCAUUGUUUUGAAAGAGGCUUAAAUGAACACUCCAAGAACUAUAACAACUACAGCAUGUAAUUAGUCAGACCGUUUUUAGAAUAAUUUGGCUUUUUACCUGUGGUAAGCUAGUAUCUAAACCAGCCUCCACUAGUGUCUUCAGAGAGCAUAAGUUGCUGUGUAUGAGCUUCCAUUCACUCUCAUACAUUUUAACUAAGCCCAGCAAUGCCAGGUUUAUCUCAGACAGAGCUUGUUUCGGUGGUACGCAUGAACUACGGCUGCCACCUACAUUCCCCGCAUAUCGAAGUGCACACACCCCUAAUGGCCAUACUGCUGGGACUUUUUUCUUAACUCUUUUCCUACCUUUCUGGGAUACCUUUAUUUUUCCUAUGCUUAACCCCUUAAGGACACAUGACAUGUCAUGAUUCCCUUUUAUUCCAGAAUUUUGGUCCUUAAGGGGUUAAACAAAAUACUUGAUACAUGGUCUGGAAUACUGUAAUGAGGGUUAUUUUUCAAUCUGAUGGCUGUAAUAUUGCAUUGUAUGCUAUAUAUCCGUUAUCUGUAAGUACCUUCCAACCUCACUGUAUCCUAUCAUUAAAUACUGUUAUCGCAAAAAUAAAGAAUAAAAAAUAAAACUAUUUCCGCAAGGUAUCACAGAACAGGAGGAGCACACAAGCUCCAAAAGGCAUAACUGUUACAGAGCAAUAAUGUGCAGUUCCAUAUAUUUAGAAUGGGUGAUGCCAACAUGUACCUUAUCAGCUGUUGUAUAAUGUAGAUUUCCCAGAAUGCUUUGCAGACGCAGCAAUGAGUACACAGGGCAUUUUUUUCAAUGCCAGGCUUCCUGUAAAUAGACCUGUUGAUGUUAAUGCUAUGCUAGAUAAAAUUUCCAUUGACUGCUUUUAUGAAAAGAUUAACUUUGUGAUUUCAAAAUAUGAUGGUUGCAUUAUACGGAUUUGCUUUGAUAAAUAUUCUUUAUAGCUUAUCUUUUAUUUCUCUCAGAGAGUUCAGUAUCUGGGAACUGGGAUUUGUUUAUGGAACAUUAAUUUGAUAUCCAUGACGGAGACUACAGGCUUACAUUACAAUAUCUUAAUUGGUUUGUGUGCUGCUGCAAUUUAUAGUCCUGGUCGCCUCCUUAAGGUCACACUGUGCCUGCAGAGUCUGUCAUACUCGUAUCCCUUAGUGUGCUUCCAGCUGUGACAAAUCUUUGUGUUGGAUCUUUGCUUGACUAUUAGCAGGUGUUUGUGCAUUUCGCAUCUUGUGUUUUACCUAAACACUUUUGACUAAAUGAAACCAAUUAUGUAUAGAUCUAUUUUGUCUUUUUAAAGGACCACCAUAGUGCCAGGAAAACAUACUCGUUUUUCUGGCACUAUAGUGCCCUGAGGGUGCCCCCACCCUCAGGGUCCCCCUCCCGCCCGGCUCUAGGGGGAGGAAGGGGUUAAACUUGCAUCUUUCUCCAACACUGGGCGGGGAACUCUCCGCCUCCUCUUCAGCUGAAUGCACAUGCGCGGCAGCAGCUGCGCGCGCAUUCAGCCAGUCCAUAGGAAAGCAUUCACAAUACUUUCCUAUGGACGCUGGCGUCUUCUCACUGUGAAAAUCACAGUGAGAAGCGCGGAAGCCCUCUAGUGGCUGUCUCAUUGCUGGAUUAACCCUAAAAAUUCUAUAUGCUAUGUUUAUAGAAAAAAAGGGUUAAACCUAUAUUGACCUGACACCCAGACCACUUCCUUAAGCUGAAGUGGUCUGGGUGCCUAUAGUGGUCCUUUAAUUAUAUUGACAAAGGCUGGAGCUAAAGGCAAGCUCCAAACUCUGUUAUCUUAACAAAGGAAGCGCAGCUUGCCUGAAGCCCCCCAACAUUUAUCUUUUAUGUUUAAAAGAGAAAUAGAUCAGAAAUGACAAAGAUCAGAUUCUGGAAUAGAAGAAAGUGUCUGUCACCUCAAACCUAUCUUUCUUCUGUAAGUGGUGAUUAAAUCUUUGGUGGCUGGCCUGCAGCCUCUGGGAACCGCAGUCUGCUUCCUUCAGCUCAUGGUGCUUCAACCACCAGUGAGGAAUGUCCUGCCGGGACAUGCUAUAAACACCAGAACCACUACAUUAAACUGUAGUAGUUAUGGUGACAAUAGUGUCCCUUUAAGAUUUUUUUUGAUGUUGAAAAUAAAGUUUUUAAAAAAAAAAAACAAACAUGGGGGAAAAAAAACCUCUGGCUCCUAGAUUCGUAGCAAACUUAUCAUGCCUAAACAUUGUUUGUCUAUACUUUGACUUUGAUAAAGAUGAGAUGACAUUUCAUGAUUAAUGCAGAAAAACAACUAAUUCCAAAUGGUUCACCAACUUUUUCUUGCCACUGUAGAGCACUGUAUUAUUACUAUUUACUCUAUUUAAAUGUAAUUGGUGUUGCUAAGCUGUGUGGCUUCUUAUUUCAAUACAUAAACAAACAUUAUAUUGCCAGUCUAGGACACUUAUCCCAGUCACCCUUCUGCUUACUUACAAUUGCAGUUAUUCAAAUACACUAUAAGGGAAAGCUAUGUGAUGUAGGUUGAUGCCAGUCCCACGCUUCAAGUGACUCCUUUACAGCUUUCUGCUACUGAGCUGGUGCUGUAUGCCCACUUUCCACUAUAAAUCCAUUUAUAACGUCACAAAUUGAACUAUUGGUGCUAUUAGCUUGCCAGCAGCUAAAUUCGUGGGGUUUUGAUAAAUGCGAAUGCUGCUUAGUGUUGAACUACACAACCCUUCUUACAGGUUUUUAUGGUACUGGACAUUACCUGAACAUUAUUGAGGUAGACUGGCUGUGACAUUUUGGCUAGUUCCUGGUUAGAGCAUUGCCUUGGAACUGGCUCAAAUCCUGCUCAGACCAUCCCUGGGCCCAACACUGAACAAUAUAUAUCAAUUGCUCCUAGUCUGUAAGCUUAUUUGAGCAGGGCCUUCUUCGUAUCCCCCUUCUAAUUGUAAAGUGUUUUUUUAGAAUAUAUUAGCACUAUAUAAAUGCAGCUGAUAUAGGCAGAUAUUGGUGGUGUGCUGCGUACAGUGGACGUUCAGAGGUGUGUAACUUAUCUAAUCUAUCUGUACAUAAUACACAAUCAUAACAGGAGGUUUACAUAGAAAUACUCUAAAUACCUUUACUUGAGAUCUUUCUUUAGAGCUGAAAUGUGCACUGUGAAAAUUUCUCUCAUCCUGCAGCCCUUGUAAUGUCACUCCAGUUAGACAGAGCAGGCCUUUGAAACCUGUUAAAUCUUUGAAGUGCCUCACUUAAUAAUUGAAGCACUCUCAUGGUCGUAGCCUUGUAUAGUAUUUUAUUCUAGUCUAGUAAAAGGUACUGUCUUUUCAUUUGAUCUGCUCUGAUGUUUGUUUGUUUUUUCUAGUGCUGGUGACUGUGAUUUGAGUGGUUCGGGGAUCCUUUCGAGGUCUGCGGAUUAUUUGUUGGUGUCUAGAAGUAGUUCUAGCAGUUUGGGUGACACUUCUGAAAGGGCCGUUUUUAAUUGAGAUCAUUACUUGUAAUUUGUAUAAUAGUCCGUGGGGAUCACUAUAUUUGCUUGAGCAUUAAUUAACUAACUAGGUCAUUACACUAAAUUGGACUCAGUUGGCCUAGAUCUUCAGUUUGAGAAGACAAAUGUUUGACUAUGAGCAAUGUCAGGCGUUCCUCAUCUGUCAUAGUUUAAAAUGUUUUGAGGGUUUUGUCCCUAUUUUACCUGUGUGAAUGACUACUCUGCCAUUGAGUUGAACAUGAGAUUAUAUUUUCACUGCUUCCUCUACUCCUUAUUCUUUUCAAUGGAGCCCAUAAAGGAACACUCCAAGAACCAUAACCACCACGUGCACUGUAGUGGUUAUGGUUCCAUGAGUGCCUUAACAUCCCACCAUAGUAAGAUGUUAGAACGGUUUGACUCUGGAGUUCUGGGCCCAGUCUCCACCGAUGCUUAGUGGCUGUCCUGAGCCAAACCUUGGCUCAGAGUGUCAGCUGAAGAUUAGCUCAGGGAAGAGAGCUUCUGGCUGUCAGUGAGUAGUAGUAGAGGCCAGGAGCGGUGCCCUGCGGACCACAGGUAACAAGUCAAAUCUGUUCUACACCAACUAUAUAUUUAUUUUAAAUUUUUAUUUAUUUUUAUUGCUAAGUGUUGUACAUCCUUUCAUUGAAAGAUCUUUGGGCUCUAUAAACCUUAAUGGCGAAUACAUCAAAAACCCCUUCAAUUGGCUCACUUCAGGGUAACCUUGUGUGUGUGGACAUGUUCCAGAAUCUGUUCCUAAAGGGACUGUGUAGGCACCAUAACUGCUUAAUAUUGUUAUAGAUUCUGAAGUACCCUGGAGUUAUUCUUUCAAUUGGCAUUAAACAAGAGUCCUCUCUCUGCUGCUUGGACUAAUGAGGAAUGGGUGGUUGUGAUUGUCUUGUGUGUCAGCUGACCCACAUUGAAAUUGCUGGUAUGAAUUGGUAUAGCUAUGGACACACCUUCAGUAGGAGCAGGGCUGUAGGAAGCCAGGGUUAAACUGCUUGAAAAUGGUUUAAGCUUCACUGUCACCGUUUGGGGACUUUGCCGAAUUCGCAAAGUCCUGCGACUGUGACAUCGUUGCUUCGAGUUUGGUGGCCGAGUGGAGCAGAUAAAGGUGUGUUUACUUACCUGAACCUGUCCUUCGCAGACACAGUCGUCUUGGUCUGGUGUGGUCCGCGUCGAUGCUGACGUCACUGCUGUAUUCUUGCGCAUGCGUGAGUACAGCAUUGAAAUCCUUCAUAGACACAGAAAAUUCCUUGCAGCCAUCACUGGUGAUGUCUGAAGGGAUUGACACUUAGACUCCACCUUGUGUGAAAGAAAGUCAGGCGGAGGAGAAAUACAGCAACAAAGUAGUCCCUUGACUGAGUUGGAAUUUCAGUGAAAUUCCAACACUGUCAUAAUGAGUAUAUUAUAAAGAUUCUGCCGCUUUAACAUUGAAGGGAGGGACAGUGCCAGGGGACUCUAGAAACUGUAAUUCAUUCAGCGAUAUUAAAUAAUUAUUGUGCCUACAGUGCCCCUUAAGUCGGGCUCACAGAGUUGUUCAGUAAAUGGUAUAUUUACCAACAGUGUGCACUCAAGAUGCUUUCAGUUGACAUUUGGGUUUUGAAUCUGUCCUGUGCCAACAGGUUGCAUUUGUUUAGACCGUUGUAUCCCAGUUUUUAAAACAGGCUGAUAAUAAGAAAAAUAAAUCCUGAUUUCCUGGUCAUAACCUGUCCGUUCCCUCAAAAACUCCAGGCUUCUCCAUAUACUGAACAUUUAUGGAGUACUUGAUUAAAACACAUUCAUUAAAUAAUAUACUAAUUGCACUUUGAUCACUAAAAGCACUUGUAUAUAAUUGUGAAAGUCACUUUUUUGCAAUAUUUCUAAUUCAUUAGUUUAUAACAAGAAACAAGAUUACGUUUUAUUAAGACUAAAUUAGUAGAAGGCUCACUGUUCAAUGUAAUAUAACCAUUUCUUUUUUUUUUCUUGGCAGAUCUGCACCCUGCUUUUCUCAUUCCUCUAUCUCCUCUCGUAUAUGGUCAUCACAAAGUUCAAAAAGCAUGCUGACUUUACAACAGGUAAGUGCUACACAAAUAUUGUAACCGUUUUUAUUUCCUUUUUCAUUUAUAUUUUUUGUGUAUGUGUUUUGUGCAUCCAUACAAUCAUAAAUAGCAAGGUAAGUAUGUUUUCCCAGCAGGAAGCAUAGGAUUAAUGUGGUUAUCAGCCGCUAGGUAGACUUGGCAAGUCCAAGUAAGGUAACUCUAUUGAUCCUGCAAUAUUGGUGGAUAGGUUAAGGGCCAUGAAGAUAGUCAGGCCCCGCCCCCUUAUUUACAUUUCUAUAUGCAGAUUUAUAAACGCACAGUAGUUUCCCUUCACUUCAUGUAACUCUCCUUUUUGUGAUGUCUCUUCAAACUGCUCUAAGCCCAGGUCAUAGCACUUAGUAUAGUGAUCAGUUGUGCAAGUUAAUGGAAGUACCCAUGGACGAUUUAAGUCUGUAUCGUCACAGUAGUUCUCUAUUUUAGCAGUUUACAGUGUUCUUGAAAGUGGUCUGAAGUAUUUAGAAUUGGGCAAUCAGCCUUGGAUGCAGUGGAACCAGCAGACACAUGACAUUACUGACUACUCCCCUUAUAUUGUGCCACUUUUCAAAGCACAUCACUUUUUAUACAUGGCCUUCAUUAUCGCAUAAUCAUUUUGUUAAUGCAGGUCAGGACAACAAGGCAUGUGCUGGGGCGUCUUAGCCACUGUCUGAUUUUAAGGCCCAUAAUGUCUUUAUCUAACUCUGCUGCCAGAGACCGAAGCUCACAUCCUUAUCACUUCUCAUUUUGUGCCAUACUGAGACACAGAAUUACAGGCAUAUCAGCCACACAAAUAGAGACCACAUUGUGUUAAGGGCAGUGUGUCCAUCCUCUGCCAGCUGCUCAAGAAUUUAGCUGUUCAGUCAUUCAGUAGUUUAUGUAUAAAAAUAGGGGUUGUCCUGUCAGGGAAGAAAUGGUGCAAAAUUGUGCAAAACUGUAUAAGGAGACUAUAUUUAAAAGAAGAAAAACUACCACAACAAGAGGACAUAGUCUUAAAUUAGAGGGACAAAGGUUUAAAAAUAUCAGGAAGCAUUACUUUACUGAGAGGGUAGUGGAUGCAUGGAAUAGCCUUCCAGCUCAAGUGGUAGAGGUUAACACACUAAAGGAGUUUAAGCAUGCGUGGGAUAGGCAUAAGGCUAUCCUAACUAUAAGAUAAGGCCAGGGACUAAUGAAAGUAUUUAGAAAAUUGGGCAGACUAGAUGGGCCGAAUGGUUCUUAUCUGCCGUCACAUUCUAUGUUUCUAUGUAUACCCAAAUUAUAGUGAAAGUAUGUGCUACAUGGCCACUCACAAUUUGAAAAAGAUAAGAGCCUUCAGUAUAAUGGAUGUAGAUGUAGAUCUGUUAAGUCUUGAGCUUUAUAUAUCUCAAAAUAAGGUGAGACAAGGUGCAAUCCAAUUAAAAGGCAGCCAAAUAAAGUGCACAAUGCAGAUUUAUUGACUUACAUCAAAGUUAGUAUUAGCAGAUGUAGUCUGUCACCAUAAGAUCAAAAGGUUGGCCCGACGUGUUUUGUCCCACCCAGGGACUUCCUCGUGGACAAUUCAGUGCUAUUCAGACAAAUUACAAAGUGCAUAUAAACUAUUCUCACUUUCCCAGCUACUAGCUUUCUUCCGAUCGGUGCUUUAAUCUUCUCAGUUGUUUGCAGUGAAGUCAGAUUUACUUUUUGGUUUUGCCUUUUCUGACGUCACCACUCCCCUUUUCUGAUGAUUCUAUUGAGGAAAUCAUCAGGAUUUUCUACACCUGAAGGGAAGUUUAUUCAUUAAAUAAUAUACUAAUUGCACUUUGAUCACUAAAAGCACUUGUAUAUAAUUGUGAAAGUCACUUUUUUGCAAUAUUUCUAAUUCAGUAGUUUAUAACAAGAAACAAGAUUUCAUUUUGUGCCUCUUGCGUAUAAGGUGUGGAGUGUUCUGUGACUUUGACUUUACAUUAAAAGAUCUUUGUACCUGUAAAAUAAUUCCCCAGAUUGCCAGUCAGAAGGAAAAGGUGGUCCAGACACUCCAUCAAUUCAAGUAGCUUUAUUGGACAUGAACAGACAUUGCAACAUUUCAGCCCACAAUGGGGCCUUUGUCAAGUGUGUGGCAAUUAUCUAUCUCAGUCAGUAGAAUGCAAUAGAAGCACUCUCUACUGCUCACUUUGAACAUUUGUCUAGUGAUACAAAUAGUGUCACAGCACCAAAGUUUGCUUCUUUUUACCUAAGUCCUGCCAGGCCUUGUGUCUCCACUUAAUGCAGGAUUACGUCUGUCUUCUGCAUAGCUGCAGAAGCCGGAUGCCAAUCCUGCCACUCAUUCAUUGGCUGAAAGUGUCAGCUGACCACUCUCAGCCAAUGAAUAAGCAUCCGUGAAUGUAUAAUGGUAUAUUGUAUAUUAUGAAGGUAAUGCACAGACCAAUCAAAUUACCAUUGAAUGUGUCAACACAUGCAGUGUCUGCCAUGAAGAUAUCACAUUCUUAGGAUUUAUUGCUGUGCACAUAACCGUAGGACUGUCUGACAUGGAUAUUCAAUAUGAACUUUAAAUCUCUCAUGUCAUAUUUGUUUUUGUUUUUUUUAAAGGGGCAUGCCAGUCCACUUUUUACAAAAGAACAGAUUUUAAAAAGGGAACCCUACCACUAUCCCCUCGUAAUGCACACCCUACAUCAACACUAACCCUAAUGCAUAGGGAUUCCCUUUGCUGAUGUAACUGCGGCCACAUUUCCCCUGCUUACACAGUAUCAAGUGUGUGUUUUUGUGUGAUUGCAGUAACAGUGGAAGAUGCAUCUCAUCUUGCAGAUUCAUUCACUCAGCAAAAAUAAACAAUGAAGAUUCUGGUCACUUUAGUUUGCACAGACCCUCACUCCUCCCCCAGCCAACACUGUGUCCCUGCUGAUCACAUAGUAAUUGGUCCUGAGCAGCAUGCACACCCAACUGCUGGUCACUUUUAUCGGGGAAGCCAAUACGAUCUGGGUCUACCACUCUUGGAAGGAAUCUUUGAGUCCUCUGGAUUCUGAGAGAAUAUUUGUGGUUGAAGCUACAGUGAUUUUAAAUAGUUACAGAUGGAUACCUGGUUCUCCUGGAAUGAAGAGGAUAAUCCAUGCCUUUUUAGGGACUGUAAAGGUCACUAUUUCUAGGAAGGCACAGAACGUUAAAGCGUUGAAGUCUGUGCUGCUGCCUUCAUUUCAUUUCCUGUUUCCUGAGCAUGUGUUCUACUCUUUAUUGUAAAACUCAUAACAGGAAAACAAACUUCCCUCCACGUGUGACAAACUAGCACAUACUAACUUUCUGUAAAAUGUAUAAAAACACUUGUGUAAAAUCUAGCACAGUUAUUUCAAAUCUUUUUACAUUUAGGCAUCCAAUCUGCUCUAAUUAUCUUAUUUCUAUUUCAGCUUGUGCUAUGCUCUGUUGAGUUAUCAGUAGUGCAAUGGUCAGCAGGUUAUGCACAGUACCACUUCAGUACUUUAAACCGUAGUUAUUUGGUAGAAAGGAGACACUGUGUAUUUCUAUUUUCUCUUGGCAGGUUUAGUGCACUCAUUGCAACAUUAAUAGUUUUCCACACUGUCAAAGACUGACGUUGAGUUUUUUUUUGUCUCUCAAACAGUUGAUGUUGAAGAUGCAGCUGUCAACAGGAUUGCGUAAGUCUGUUGUAAUUGUUUUUUUUUUUUUUUUGUAUAUUGAUGGCCUUUAUUUUAGUCUAUACUGUAAGCUUUAUCUGUUCCUGUGUACAGCUCCUGGCGUUUGGCAGCCUCAUAUUUAAUAAACACAGGAUUUCAAGUGAAGUCUGUGCCCUGCGCUGGUUCACUGAAAAACGUUUUAUGAAACCUAUACUAAAUUAUUAACAGGAAUUGUAUGCUUCUUGGAUAUCUAUAGACUUUCAGAAAAUGCAUUAAUAAGUAAAUAAACCUGUUGGUACAUUUAAUGGAGUGGGUGGGCUUUCAAGUGACCACCCAUCCAUUGCCCUUGCUCCCUGGAAUCCACUUUGACCUUUCAAGUCUUUAGAAUUUACUAUAAUUCAGUGUUAAAGAAACACUUAUCAAUUAUUAGAACUUUUUUUACGUAUAUUUAAUCUUUGAUGCCAAAUUUGUUACAAUAUGCCAUGAUUGUUAUUAAAAACAAAUAAAAAGGAUGACUGUGUUUCUAUAGGUAAAAAAAUAGACCCCUCAUUUGCAUAUAAAUGAUUGACAUCUUAAUUGCAAAAGGACUGGGAUUCAUAUUACUCUACAAAAUUAACCUUUUAAAAGCUGCUCAAACACAUGUGGACUUCAAUCUCAGCAAGUAUGUUUAAAGUUUGAAAGCUAAUUAUCAACUCCAUCAGAGCAGGGAUAAUUAUAAAGUGAAUUCAGAGGGCCCAGAACCAUAAAUUAGCUUGGCCCUGUUAACUAUGCUUAUGUGAAGAAUAAAGGGGUAUGCCCAAACUAGUAAGCUGCAUUAAAGGACCACUAUAGUGCCAGGAAAACAUACUCGUUUUCCUGGCACUAUAGUGCCCUGAGGGUGCCCCCACCCUCAGGGACCCCCUCCCGCCCGGCUCUGGAAAGGGGUUAAAACUUACCUUUUUCCAGCGCUGGGCGGGGAGCUCUCUGCCUCCUCCUCCUCCUCCUGGGCUGAAUGCGCGCGCAUUCAGCCCGUCGCAUAGGAAAGCAUUUACAAUGCUUUCCUAUGGACGCUUGCGUGCUCUCACUGUGAAAAUCACAGUGAGAAGCACGCAAGCGCCUCUAGUGGCUGUCAAUGAGACAGCCACUAGAGGAUUAGGGGGAAGGCUUAACCCAUUCAUAAACAUAGCAGUUUCUCUGAAACUGCUAUGUUUAUAAAAAAAAUGGGUUAACCCUAGAAGGACCUGGCACCCAGACCACUUCAUUAAGCUGAAGUGGUCUGGGUGCCUAGAGUGGUCCUUUAAUCUUUCUCUUAAUGCCAUGAAAACUUUAAUAUUGGAAGCACUAUUUCAAAUCUAUAACCAAAUUUAAUAAUAGAAAUGUGUUCAAAGUUCCCUGAAGAAAAACCCUUCUCCCAUCCUGUGUGAUGACUUUUUAACACGUCCUUGAGCAUGUGACAGGACAGACGUAAUAAAAUGGAAGUUAUCAUGAAGAGGGGGUUACUGUUCUAUUCAAGAAUUAUCCCUACAUUUUUCCAUGAAUGCCCCUUAAUUGCUGUCAGCAAUCUCUAAUUAGCCACGAAAAUGGUAGGUUUAGCAUAUAGGGUCAGGAAUACAAGUUUGUGUUCCUGAAACUAUAGUGUUCCUUUAAUAUAGUAUAUUCGUUUUUUUGUUUUUUUUAUUAUGAUUAUUAUAAUAAAGCAAAAUGGUUUUAAAAGCUCAUAAAAUACAAGAUUUCUUUUCAUGUGGAAGCAGGAGAUGAUGCAUGUGAAGUAGGUUAGCUGGUAUUGUACUGCAACUACCAUUAUGCUUGGCUUUCUGCUGGACAGUAUAGUAGAACAGCUGUAGUUUGUUGGUCACUUAAUGCAAUGCAUCUUCUUUUGCUGGUGUCUGGAGUGAAUUAAUGAUUGUAGACAUUGAUAUGGGGCAUAGUGCAGUCUGUCCCCAUUUGUCCCGGCUGUGUUUAAAUUCCAUGUGUCUUGUCAGAUCCUUCCCUUUUUUACUGGCCUUUGCUCUGCCACGCUGUCCUAAGGUAGAAACCUGAGCACAACGUUCAGCCGUAGACUUUCAACUGUUGCGUAUUUUCGCCUCCCUUUGACCUCUAGAAACUGCUUACUCUGUAACCCUGCAGCUGCCAGAUGCUUGGCAAAUAGACUGAACUGUUCUGCCUGCUGCUCUAAUUUCUUCGUGCUUCUGUAGGUGUUUAAAAUCCUAAUCACACUGGUCAUACUAAAUGAAGUUCCUUUAGAUUUUUUCCUGGGAGUUCGAUUAUUAGCAGGCCAGUUAUGGGGGAGGGGGAAGGGGUGUGUGAAGUGAAUUGCUUCCAUGUCACCACAGUCCUAGGGACCCUACGGUUAUGUAGGAGUAUUGUUUAGUUAUGUUCAUGUGCUUAUUUAAAGGUGCUCUUGUUGAAGGAUAUAGGAGAGAGUGGGGGCUAAAAUAAAAAUUGUAAUCCACCAGUAUCCGGCAAAUUAAAGGGACACUGUACAAACUGUAACUGCUUCAUCUCAUUGAAGUGGUUACAGUGUCUGGAAUCCACUGGUGCCAUCCUUCCAUUUAGUGUUAAACCACUUUUAAUGUUCACAGCAACUCCUUUCCCUAGUGCUGCUCUGGCUAAUGAGGAAGCAUUAGACAGCCAAUCACAGGUAACCACUGCUGCUUAGGUUAAGUGUGUCAGCUGACCACUUUCAGCCUAUUACAGGGCUGUUUUAGGUAUUAUUGGCUAUGGCUAGAAGGAAGUGUUUAAUCUCUGCCUUAGCAGCAGCAGUGGGAACAGGGCUGGGGGAAGCCUUGGACCCUCUUUUAGUAGAAACUGUUUAAAAUAGUUUAACACUAAAUGGAGUACGGAAGUACAGAACCACCCAAACACCUGUAAGAAAUUUCAAUGUUUGGAUUAAUCUCAUAAUUACAAUUAAAGAGACAGUAGACUGCUUAAUGUAGAGGUUCUGGUGUCUAUAGUAUGUCCUGUCUUGGUGCUGUAAACACCUCCUUCAUUGCAUCUCUAUAAGGAGAUGCUGAUUGGGGUGCACACAAUAGCCUCCCAAUGCUUUCCUAUAGGGGAACUCAUUGAUUUGGUCGAGAUCAUCAAGAUCUAAGCCAUGGAGACGGGGCUAGUCGCGGUGAGACCAGCACGGCAAGGGAGAAAAUGUAACUAAAAUAACAUCUAAACUGCUAGUUUAAAGGGAUUCUAUAGUGCCAGGAGAACUAAACCCGUUUUCCUGGCACUCUAGGCUCCUGCAGUACCCAACUCCCUUGUGUCCCCCUCCCGCAGUGCUAAAGGGGUUAAAAUCCCUUCCGUCACUUACCUGAAUCCAGCACCGAUGUCUCUUGUCGCUGGGUCAGGUUCCACCCACACUACUCCCCCGCCGGCAGGUCAGACCUAAAGCACAUGCGUCGCAAUGGCUGGGCUCGCAUUAGGAUUUCGCCGUAGGGAAGCAUUAUUCAAUGCUUUCCUAUGGGAAAAAAAUCUGACUCUAGAGGUCCUCAUGCAGAGCGAGUUUGUUUCGAUUCUGGAAGUCCCUCUACUAGACAGCCUGUAGAGAAGGAGUUAACCUUCAGAGGUAAUUAUUGCAGUUUAUCAGAAACUGCAAUAAUUACGACUGUACGGUUAAGCGACAUGGGACAUUGCACCCAGACCACUUCAAUGAGCUUAAGUGGUUUGGGUGCCUACAGUAUCCCUUUAACACUAUAUAGUAUUAUGAAUACAUAUUUGUGUUCCUUUAAGUAAUAGACCACAGGAUGUAUCAAUACCAGAUUCAUUUAAAACGCCACCCUUUAAAAAGGCAUGCUUUCUUAAAUGUUCCAGGCAAAUAAGGCAGCACAUUGAUUAUACCGUGGUUCAAAGACAUUGAGCUGAAUAUGCAUUUUUUUAAAAGGAUGCUACCAAGGCAAGUUAGGUGUCGUGUGGUUAAGUUAGCUUAAUUUUUGUCUGGUAGUUUUAGUGGGUCUUUGGAUUAGGGGUUGUUUAGGUUUGAUAAGGGACUCAGAAUUCCAGAGAUCAGGGAAUACCUGUCUUCAGUGUUCCAUGAAUUGCAACUGCCAUAGUACUUAUAGUCCACAGCACUCUAUGAACAGUGUCAUGAUGGAGGAUAUUUUAAAUGCUCAAGCAACCGAUAAAAUAGUUUAUUAACUUAAGAUGAGGGCUGUACACAACAUACUGCAAAUCCACUGCUCUACAGUCUAACAUUAUAUAGGCCAGGUUGGCCUAAGUUGAUGUAUACAUUUAUCGAUCAUAACAGCUCCACCUUAUGUAUGUUUAACAAAUUACCUAUGUAACCUGCAGUCACUCCUCACUUAACAUGUUACGCUUUGUUUGCAUUUAUCUUUAUGCUGUCUAUCUGGCAUUAAGCUGCUGCACUGUACACAAAGCACAUGUAAAGCAGUGGUUGACAGAUGGUUGCAAAGUGCAUCUUGAAAGCAAAAGUAGAUUGAUAGAGUUGGACGUAAAACGCCAAAGGGAAAAAGGAGCUGUUGUUCCAUAACCUUUUGUUUGUUAAUCUCUGACCUAUGCUUUGCAAUCUCAAGUUUUAUUUUUCUUUGGAAGGCGGGACAUCACCUAAUUUAAAUUAAUUUUUUUUUUUUUUUUUAAAUGUCUUCCCUUUACUGUCAAUACAGGGAUUUCAUAGAGACAUAGCUGAUUUUAAGUUUAAGUGUUCUUGCAUAGCAAGACCACUUAAUGUUAUCUCACAUAUAUAUUCUUAUUAAGUGUUCUUGCAUAGCAAGACCACUUAAUGUUAUCUCACAUAUAUAUAUUCUUAUUCUUAUUAUAGCCAAAUUUGCCACCCUAACUCCUCCCACAGUUUUUACACUACAUAGACAAAAAUUUACCAAAACGUGCAGAUUGUUCCCGAUCGGAUUGCUAUUACUUUGUGGAACGUUUCGCCGAAUGGUUCACGGAAUAUCGUCGUUCUUGUGGCGAAAUUUGUCCCAUAGGAAUGAAUGGCAAAGCUAGAGUGGGAGCUGGCAAAAGCUGAAAAAUCAGGACAUGAUUUCUAAACUGCCACCACUCCCUUAUUUUCAGGCCCACCUACACAAAUCUUAUAUCAAAACGUUCAGCUAUCCCUGCUGCCACUAAACAUGUCAACGGCUAAGCCGUAGUCCUGAUAGUUUUCACAAUAUGACCAUUUGUUUGCAACCAACGCCGUCCAUUGACAUUCAUUGAAACUUCACUCUGCAAAGCUCAAAUUUGAAGUGCAAUUUCUAAACUGCGACUGUGCCUUCAUUUUUAAUACUUCAGAGACAUACUAUGCAUCAAAAUGUAGGUCUGGGUCUUGUGAUUCUCACAAUAUAAAGCUCUUUGCUGUAGGAUUUAUAGUUUUUAAAAUACGACCGUUUGAAGAUGGCAACCGCCAAAAUACUCUGACCUGUGCCAGGCUGCAGCAGCAAGUGAUGUCAUAGACAGGGCCUUUUGAACACCUGCUAAUGUUUUUAUAAAUGUAUGGUUUAAUGUAACUGUGCAACAACGUUGCAAUUAAAUGUGCUAUAUAAAUGAUAACAGUUACUCCGCCCACUCCAGUUGUAGACUACUGGUGGAGGCAAGAACACUUCACACAAUUUCUCCAGAAAUUGUAGCUUAUCUAGUUGUAGAUGAAAUGGCUCACGUCCACAUUUUGGAGCCAUCAACUCCUUUAAAAUGUCCCACUAGAUCUGUCGGUCCCAGUGGGAAAUUGACUGUGCCAUAGCCCUAGAUGAAGUUUGGCUGAAAGCCCUCACUACCUUUUUAAAAUGGACAAAAUGCUAUUCCCACAUAGAGGCCCACAGAAAACUUCUCUACAGGUGGUACAUGACUCCCCACAUAUUGCGUAAGAUAUUACCGGCGACCUCCCCCACCUACUGGAAAUGUGUAUUUUCCUUCAUGUUUGGUGGUUGUGCACUGGCAUUCACCCACUCUGUCAUGAUGUUUUCACUAUUUUAACCUCACUGGGAGUGACAAACAUCCCCAUGACGGCCUCCACAUGCCUACUUCUACUGUUUCCCCCUGAUCUGGACCACUGGUAUAGACAAAUGACCGCAUUGACCAUAUUAGCAGCUCGUAACCUUAUAGCACUCAACUGGAAAUCCACUAUCUGCCCCCCGCCUUCCAAAUCAAAGACAAACUCCAACAGUUUUACAUCUAUGAACGAAUGUCACAAACCGAUAGCAAGAAAUUCCAACUGCUCCAGACUGCUUGGGCGGCAUGCGAAAAGCAAUGCAAACAAAAUUGACACCCCUUCAUAUAUCUAACACCCAGCCACAUUACCUAGUCUGAAUGUGGACCUGGUACAUGGGGACUGAGAUCCCAACUAUGACCUGUACACCCUGCAAGGCUUACCCCACUCACACACAUACCCUCUGAAAUUGGUGCACACCGAAGAUGGUGCAUUUGUUCCACCUUCUGUAUUACUCCACAGGUGUUCUGUACAUUACUGUUCUCUUUACUUUACUUUUCUUUGUUGUUUAAAAAAAAAAAAGGGAAGUAUACAAUAAUGCUUAGAACUUCAUAUCCGUACAACGUACACUGCUGUUACUGUACACAUUGGUAUUAAGUCCACGCCUUUGGCCCAAUGCGGUCACCUGUUUUGUCGCACAUUAUAUACGCUGUCUGAAUAUACAUACUGUUAUAUACCUGUAACGAUGUCACGGAUAUUUAAAUUGUUCAAACAAAAUUCACCUGGGAAGUAAAAUUUUAAUUGUCCUUUAUUUGUACCAAGGGUUUUCCCCAUGCACAGCCAAUACAAGUUCUCAUAGUGGCAUAGUUUUGAGAAGCGUUAUUGCUCUAAUGAAAGUUCAGACAGAGAGCAGUCUGGAUUCGGUGCCAAAGGGGAUAUAAAUAUUCAUUGUUUUGGAAUCACUUUGCACACCCUCGGGUGCUGUGCAGUUAUCCGGAGGGACAUCUACCCUAGUAGAACUAGUUUUUCUCACUAGUGAAUACUAAUAGGCUUUGAAUAAAGAUUGAUGUUUGCUUCAGGUACGCCUGCAAUCUGUAGAUUGUGCUGACAGAAAAUAGAUUAAAUAGCAUACAUGCUCGCUCUUCCUCAAAGGUGCUGCUUUAUUUGUGUGACAGGUGGAGGGGGAGGAUAAUACUAAGGGGGAGAGGGAGGGAGGACCACAAAGAGGGGGAGUUCAAAAAUCUGUUUUGCUUUGUCAUUAAGGGAUAUUGAGUGUAGAUUGAUGUGGAAAGAAAUAGGAUAAAUAAUUGUAGCAUAAGGCUGCAACAUAAAUACGAAGAAAAGAAAAAAUAUGGGAUCUGAUGCUUUCUAAAUGUACUGUAUGUAAACAUUUUUGAAAAAGAGAUUUUUUUUUUUUUUGCAUCAUUUUGGAGUCAAUUGGCAAAAAGGACAUAGAUUUCUGGCUGAGAAGCCAACAAUAUCUCCAUCUUAUAGACGACAUCUGUAUUUAAUCUCUUUUCAUUAAUAUCUCCAUUUUUAAUCUUGGAAAGGGAUGGAUAAUAUUUAUGGUGGUCCUUUUCUUGGUGAUCUACUUUAUUUAUUCCUGCUCAAUGAGUGUGUGACUUAGUAACCUGCCUUUUCAAUAUUAAAACUGUCAUACUUUAAAAGCAUGUAAGCAACCUUAUCAGUUUGAAGCCUUCUAGGUGAUGCACUCUACUAGCUGUUAUGUAGGAAUCCUAUUGCAGAGUUUGCGUUUUUUUUAAAUUCUUUAUACUGUACUUAGAUUCUAACAUUUAUGCUACAUUGAUGUAUAAUUUUAUUUGAGGCCAAAAUGUCAGAUACACUUUUUGUUUUUUGAUCGUGACUUUUGUAAUGUGGAUGCUUUGCCAUUUACUGUGUAGUCAGUCGGAGCUGUCUGGCAUCCCGUUUGAGUUGUGAUGAGGUGACACUUUGUGGUCAACCAUGGUACUGCAGGCUGAAGUUUUUCUCGUUUUGAAUAUCAUUAAAGAAUGGAUUGUAACAAUGACAUAUAUUCAAAAAGUAAUGGUCCUUAAAGGGAUACUAUAGGCACCCAUCUCACUUCACCUCAUUGACCGUGUCCCUGUCCCUCUUAGCCCUUCAAUGUAAACAUUGCAGGUUUAGAGAAACUGUAGUGUUUACAUUGCAGUGCUCAAAACUACUUUCAGUGGCUGUCUACCAGACAGCGACAACAGGCGCUUCCUGGUCUUUCAAGAGUUUGACUCCAUGAAACGACGCUUAAUGAAGUGGUCUGGGUGCCUGGUCCAGCUAGGGUUAACCCUUUUUAAAAAAAAUAAAAAUAGCAGUUUCAGAGAAACUGCUAUGCUUAUAAAUUGGUUAAUCCAGCCUCUAGUGGCUGUCUCUUGACAGCCGCUAGAGGCGCUUGCGUGCUUCUCACUGUGAAAAUCACAGUGAGAAGACGCAAGCGUCCAUAGGAAAGCAUUAUGAAUGCUUUCCUAUGAGGCUGGCUGCGCGCGCAGCUCCUGCGCAUUCAGCCAGAGAGAAGGAGUGCUCCCCGCCUGGAACUGGAGAAAGAAGUAUGUUUAACCCCUUCCUCUCCCCAGAGCCUGGCGGGAGGGGGUCCCUGAGGGUGGGGGCACGCUCAGGGCACUAUAGUGCCAGGAAAACAAGUAUGUUUUCCUGGCACUAUAGUGGUCCUUUAAAUAAUCUGUCCUUUGCAUCUGACAGUCAGCAUAGAUAAAGAAUGAAGAGAAGAGGAGAAAUUAAGCAGUGUUUCUCUUUCUCCAUUGCCCUGCUGUGUAGUAACGACCAUAGAAUUGACAGUUCUCCUUUAAAGGGAACUUGUCAUGCCCAACCCUACUUUUUGCUGAAAUUUCAUCUUGAACAUUGUGCAAGCAUUUUGCUGGCAAAUUGUAUAGAUUGGGAGAAAAACGUAUUUAAAAAUAGAUUUUUCUCCCACCUAUCAUUCAGUUCUUCGGCGUAGACUCUAUGCUGAGGAAUUGAUUGUUAAAGGAGAACAGACAAGUCCUCCCACAGGCGAUUCUUAUGCUCUCUAACCAUAGCAACCACAUCCCAGGCACUGCAGUUGCUAUGGAAACUCCUCAGCUGGUGCUGCUAGGAGUGAUUGGCAUCACUCCAUUCAGAUACAGUCAGUGACGCUAGUGUGGUGUCGAGGGUUUGCCAUCAUUGGUGAAAUAUUUUCAAGCAGGCAAAAUAAGUAAAGAGAAUGACCGCCCACGUCCUUGUUCUUUUACAGAGACAGCUGAACAUGUUCGGGAGUGCUACAACUUCUACAGCGCUGCCUGCGAGUGAAGAAGCUGGUCAUAUCCAUUGCCAGCUGCACGGUGUUCUGAUGAACAUAUUUUUUUUUUUUUUUGUACUGAACUCCCAUGGAACAGAGUUCCUGACUAAGUCUUGUUUGAUUGCGUCUAGUUAUACCCCCUGCAAAGACUUUUUUGUAUAGGCCAUGUUUCAAGCAGAAACGCUGCACACACAGUUUGCUUGCACCAUGACUUCUUCUAAAAGCAGAAGUUGGAUUAAACCUUUAAAGGGUGCUUUCAAUCAAACAAUUUGGCUUUCUUGUAUAUGACCUAAACGUGAACUGCACCUAACACAAGUAUAAUUAUGGAAAGCUUUUUAUUAAUGACUCAUUCCAGUUCACUUUUCUGGUUUAGCUGGUAUAGGUCACACCAGUCAUGAUACACUGAUUUUAUUAAAAGGUCACAAAAAUGUAGCUUGCCUAAAGUGAUACAAAAAAAAAAAAGAGAUGGGCAUGUCUCACGUUCCACAUAAGGCUCAGAUUGAUUUGGUCAUCAGCAAGAUAUGUGCAAGCGCACUGUCUUAUAAUGUGUUAAACCACAUACUGUAUGCAUUGUAUCAAGGGUGCUUAAUAAAACUGUAAGUCACGAUUUGACAGACCACAGGGGCCAAGACUUCUAGAAAGACUUCUUUUGGCAACCGGCUUUUUUUAAAGUGGCACUCUCAAACGUUCUCCAAUUGAUUCCUCUUUUCUCUCUCUCUCUCUUUCGGGAUCUGUUUUUUCCCCCCCCCCCUAUCUGAUCUAGUUUUCUUCAAACAUAAGACAAAGUUUUUGGGUCACAGCAAUGUUUCCACAAUACUCACCCUGUGCUCCGUGACCUUACGAUGCCUGCCUUAAAUAUUCCUUAACUUCCUGUCAUUUAAACAUGAUGAAAUUCGGUAGUUUCUCCGGCAUCCUAAAAGAAUGAGAACAAUUUGUUCAAUCAUGUUAGGACGACACUUUUAGUUCGGUAUGAAAUUUCAUUAAAAUGAAUGAAAUUUCGAUCCGUGCUGAUGCUUAGUAGAUGACUCACUAAUUCCCAUGUUAUUAGGGAGCUAUCUACCAAAAGAAUGAAAGACCUAAAUUGUUUUUUCAGCCAACUUUACUAAUACUAAUUAAAGAUUACUUUGUAUUCGUAUUUAAUCUGCCCCUACUCGCUAUGCCGCUAGUUGGGGCUAAUUAAACGAGGGGCAUAGGGUUCCCCAUGAGCGGAGGGUGAGGACCCUAAAAGACAAUGGGGGUGGUGGCCUAAAAAAAAAUACCUUCCUUCCCAGGUGACUAGGGGUCCCCAAGCCCCUAGUCACAUCCCACCCAAAAAAUAAACUAAAAGCCCCUACCUACCACCCUCACCUGAAAAAUAGUGGGGGUGGGGGACACACAAUAAAACUAAAUACCAUUAAGUCUGUUGAACUAAAAUAAAAGAGCAGAGCGCAAAAAAAUGCCCCAAAAUAAAAUCCUGACAGGGGUGUAUUUUUUUUUUUUCUCCAUUUAGGCCCCACCCGUUGCCCAUGGGUGGGGGGAAACAAUAGGUAUCCCCCUCACCCCCCCCCCCAUUGUAUUUUAUGGCCCCCACCUGCCACUCAUGGGUGGUGGCCAAGGGGGACCCUAUGUCCCUUAUUUAGUUGAAUAGCACUGUUCCCUGCCGCUUCUAUUUUUACAUAUUACAAGGAGGUAGCUGUGCGCUGGUAGUUCCCUCCUUGUAAUAAACUAAGCAAACGAACAUUGACAUUUGUUGUUUGUUCAUCUGAAAUUUCUAUUCAUUCAUCUUUCUGACGAAUAAAUGAAUAUACGAAAUUCCUGUCCGAAUUUCAGACUAUAGCAAAUGCCCAAGUGUUUAACUGUGCAUGCAUGGAAAUUUCAUAGCGCUAUCUAGUGUGGGCAGAUGACGUGUCCCUCGGGGACUUCAUCUGCCCACACAAAGAUGGUGGAGCCAAGGACCUAGGUCUGGGCAUAAAAUGAAGAUGAAAACAUAGGUAAUAUGGGGGUAUUAGGGGCAUUUGGGGAUAACUGGGGGGGGGGGCAAUUAGAUGUUGUGGAGUCAGGAGGGGGGUUAAAAAUUGAGAUUCGGCCAUGACAGUGCCGCUUUAACAAACAUAGUAUCCUAAGGGAGUUGAGAGAAAAUCAGGUUGGAUCCUCAAACUCUACUAGCUUGUCUUAAUUUACAGAAAACAUUGCAGUUUUGAAUUGUCACAUUGUAUAACUAAGCAAUAGAAUUGUAUACUUGAAGCAUGGUGCAUGGCAGUGCAACAUUGUAAUGAUAUUGAGGAAAAGCAGCUACACAGUAGUAGAUGUAGAAAUUGAGCUGCUAACUUGUCAUAUUGAGCCAAAGAUAAAUACAUUGAGUUUUAUACAAAACUGUAUUAAAAAUUAAAUCAGCAGACACUCAAAAUUGAAUAUUGUAAUGGAUGCAACCGUAGAUAAACAGCUGGGAGGAUGCUGUUGCUAGUGACUUAACUCGUGUUAGACGAUGACCUAUUCUGACUUUAAAACGUCUGCUUGAACUACUUUGUGACAUUCCCUCUUGAUUUGCCUGUGUUUGUAGGUGCAUGCAAAGUCCUUCAUCAGGAUGUCUGUUCUGACCCAUAUGCAAUAAUAAUUAAUAAUACUUUUUACAUUAUUUAAUAUUUGCAGUUCAGAAGUUAUUGCUGACAGGUCUCUACGUGAUGUUACUAUUUGUGUUUAAUAGGCAUGUUUGCUUUGUUCUAGACUCUGGAUGUGCACUUUCACUCUUGCUGUGUCCGUGGGUGCUGUGCUACUCCUGCCAUUCUCCAUCAUCAGUAAUGAAAUUCUACUCUCCAUGCCGCACAAUUACUACAUCCAGUGGCUGAAUGGCUCCCUCAUACAUGGUAAGUACCUAUGAAACGGCUUCUAUUUAUCUGUCAGCAAAAUCUGCACCAGUGUGCGUGUGCUUGGAAACAUUGGGUUACUCUUAAAAAUGAGCCACUAAUCUGAGCCUUCUGUUUUUUAAUUUAUUCACUUUUGCCUUUUUUGCACUGACAGAUGCAGACCUUGUACUGACACUUGACUAUAUUAAUACUGAUAUUGAUAUAAAAUGAUUCCAAAAUUGUAUGUCUGCUCAAUGUCUGACCUCUUAAUGUCCAUGUGGCAGAUUCCCUCUUACCACCUGUAAAAACAAGCAGAAAUAUCUGGAUGAUAGGUUAAUUUUUUUUUUUUUUUUUGGCCAUGUCCGGUUUACUUUUUACUGUUCUGAUUAAUUCCCCUGAUUUUGUCCCAAAUAUCCAAGCACUCUGCAUAUUGAUGUAAUGUGGAGCAAGGUAUUGCUACAAACCAGAGGACUGGCAAGUCUGGUGUUUGGAAGUAAAUUGCAAGGCGGGUUAUUCUUUCUUCUAAUAUAUCAAUAAAUGGGUCAUUAAGACAAUAAGCUGUUGUUUCCAUUAUUAGCUAUGUUAGAAGAGGUUUCUAAACAAUGCAGUGCAGUAAAUAUGUAAGGCUUAAGGGGAAGGAGGUUAAAUUUAAACAGCAGGAGUAAACUCUGAUGUAAAUACAUGUUUGUAUUUUGGAUUCAAUAAUUUUUUUUAUUUUUACUUUUUAUAAGAAUGCUGCUUGCAUCUGGUAGAUGUCUGUGUAUGAACAUCCUGUCUGUGUAUGUAACUCUUAAUUGCUGAUCUCCUUUAGGUCUGUGGAAUCUGGUGUUCCUGUUCUCCAACCUAUCUCUAGUCUUCUUGAUGCCAUUCGCCUAUCUUUUCACAGAAGCUGAAGGAUUUGCUGGAUCUAAAAAGGUACAAAGCUAUUAAAGUGUCUGUUUGAAUUUACACUGUUCAAACCCAUCAGAAUAUAUUUCUGCAGUAAGAUUUAUGUUCAUUUCUUUACAUGCCAAAUUAUUUAUUGUGGACACUCAUCCAGUCCUUUGUUUCUCCCUCUCUGGGAAUAAUUCAAAAUAUUUUAUUAGUUUUUACACCACUAAAUCUUUCAUAGUGCUCAAUUUGUGAAGUCUGGAGAACAAUAGUGCGUUUUUCAGGAACUUUCAAUAAAUUCUUACCAACUUGAAAAAAGCUUAAAGGACCACUAUAGUGCCAGGAAAACAUACUCGUUUUCCUGGCACUAUAGUGCCCUGAGGGUGCCCCCACCCUCAGGGACCCCCUCCCGCCCGGCUCUGGAAGGGGGAAAGGGUUAAAAACUUACCUUUUUCCAGCGCUGGGUGGAGAGCUCUCCUCCUUCUCUCCUUCUCUCCUCCUCCGAUCCUCCUCCUGGGCUGAAUGCGCACGCGCGGCAAGAGCUGCGCGCACAUUCAGCCCGUCGCAUAGGAAAGCAUUUACAAUGCUUUCCUAUGGACGCUUGCGUGCUCUCACUGUGAAAAUCACAGUGAGAAGCAUGCAAGCGCCUCUAGUGGCUGUCAAUGAGACAGCCACUAGAGGAUUAGGGGGAAGGCUUAACACAUUCAUAAACAUAGCAGUUUCUCUGAAACUGCUAUGUUUAUUAAAAAAUGGGUUAACCCUAGCUGGACCUGGCACCCAGACCACUUCAUUAAGCUGAAGUGGUCUGGGUGCCUAGAGUGGUCCUUUAAGGAACAGAAGUUGCAUGUAAGGAGAAAAUAGCUCAAAUAGUUUGUAGGAAAACUGCACAGUGUGUCAGUUCUAUAAACUACAGAACUUUCAUAAACCACAGUUCCUUAAGGUAACCAAUAAAAAUAAAAUCCCAGAAUUGGCUCUAGAAAUAGAAGCAAGGGACGGAGUUAUAUAAAGGGUGCUUGUUGGCACAAAAUUCUCGCUUUUUAAAUAUAAUGAAUUGUUAAAUAAAAUGUAGUGUGUACCUGUCAUGCAUAAUAUUCUUCUACUCUUGAGGCAGUCAGGCCAUGCGGAACUCGCUGAUCCCUCAGACUUAACACUGCGAUCUCAACAAAUGUUCUUGCAGCUUAGAUUCAGGCACUGCAGUCAGAUGUCGGGGUGACUUUUAACGGGCAGAGUAGGUAUGUGAGGUCCUUAUGUGCCUGUAAGCAGGUGCUUACUCUGCCUUAUUAGAAUUAAAGUAGGUCCCUAAAUGCAAGUCCUCAAAUGGUUCAGGUUAUAUUGAAUAUCUGAUUAACUUGUUUUUUUUUUUUAACUUUUUAUACAUUCCUUCUUUGCAGGGAGUCAUGUCCAGGGUCUAUGAGACCUCUGUGGUUUUACUGCUUCUUACGCUUCUCGUCUUCGGCAUUGUCUGGGUGGCAUCUGCAAUAAUUGAUGAUGAUUCGGCUGGACGCGAAUCUCUCUAUGGUAUGAAAUGUGAAAUGGAUCUUUGAAUUUUUUGCAUUGUAUGUGUAUUUAGAGUCUGGUUUAUCUUCUAUUGAUAUAGUAUGAAAAAGGAAGAGGGGGGAAGAAAACACUUGUGUACAUGAUGAUGCCAAUAAUGGGCUUUUUGGUGACUUAAGUGGCAUGCCAGACUGGUGACCAGCAUGCUAGGCUAACUGACAGUCUCUCUGGAUGGCCCCCAGCACAAACCAUGCAGAGAGUGCUGCUGAAGUGCUCUAGAGCCUGCAGCUCCGCUUGAGGGCUUCUACUGAUGCGCUUCUGUGAUGCUGACUGGGGUUGUUCCAUGAUGUCCCUGAAGUGACAUGAUCUGAGUGAAUUCGAUAAGGGCCAGAUAAUGAUUGCUAGACGACUGGGUCUGAGCAUCUCCAAAAAAAGUUUUGUGGGAGUAUUCCUGGUAUGCAGUGGUUAGUACCUACCAAAAGUGGUGAAAGGAAGGACAACUAUUGAAUUGGCGUCAAGGUCGUGGGUGCCCAGGAUCAUUGAUGUAUGUGGGAAGCAAAGCCUAGCCUGUCUUAUCUGAAGAGCUACUGUAGCUCAAAUUGCUGAAAAACGUAAUGCUGACCAUGAUAGAACGGUGUCAGAACACACAUUGCAGUUUGCUGCGUAUGGUACCUUGUAACUGCAUCAUAGUGUCCACCACCAAAAUAGAUUGCAGCAGGAUGUACUAUGGUUGAUAGGCUGCAGAUGUGUUUUUUUUUGUUUGUUUUUUUCUUCUCUGGGCAAUGUUCUGCUGGGAAACCUUGGAUCCUGGCAUUCAUGUGGAUGUUACUUUGACACAUACCAUCUACCUAGAGAUUGUUGCAGACCACGUAAAGCCCUUUACGGCAGUGGUGUUUCCUGAUAGCAGUGGCUUCUUUCAGCAAGAUAAUGCACCCUGCUACACUGCAAAAAUAGCUCCGGAAUGGUUUGAGAACCAUGACAAAGGUGUUGCUGUGGCCUCCAAGUUCCUCAGAUCUCAAUCUGAGCAUCUGUGGGAUGUGCUGGAACAACAACUCUGUACCAUGGAGGCCCCAACUCACAACUUGCAGGACUUAAAGGAUCUCCUGCUAAUGUCUUGGUGCCAGAAGCCACAGGACACAUGCAAAGGUCUUGUGGAGCCCAUGCCUCGAUGCAUCAGAGCUGUUUUGGCAGCACAUGAGGGACCUACAUCAUAUUAGACAGAUGUGUUUUUUUGUUUUUUUUUAAUGUUGUCUGAUCUGUGUGUAUAUAUAAGCAUGAUUGACCUAUUCCUUAAAUUGCAUUAAAAAUUCUUACUUGUCUUUUUCAGAUCUCUGGGAAUACUACCUCCCAUACCUCUAUUCUGGCAUAUCACUCUUUGGAGUCCUGCUUCUGUUGUGUAAGUUUGUCUUCACUUAAUGGUGCAGUUACUAUUUACUGCCACCUGGGGUCAGAAUUACUUGUAAUCAACACUGUAAAUGGUUAGCAUUUAGUGCUAAACUCUUUGUGUUUCCAUAGAUUUUAACAUGCUGUAGGUUUUUAGUAUAAAUUAUCUAGCCAGUUGUUAUUUUCGAUUAGCCAGUUGUCCAUUCUUGUAUUUUUAAUAUGCUUUGACAAACUAAAGUUACCAGCGAUGCAGCCACAAUUGUUCUAUUUGCACUAUUUAUUAUAUAAUUGUGUUCCUCAUUCGCUUUGUGAUACUUGACCAUUUCCAUGCUAUUCACUCCACUACAGUGUGCACACCUUUCGGCUUGUCUCGGAUGUUUUCAGUCACUGGAAAGCUUCUUGUCAAACCUCGGGUAAGAAAUUUUCUUUCAUUUUGCUAAUAAAAACACUAAAGUUUGCUAAAACAAGAAUACAUCUUAUGGCCAUGAGGAGUGAUUCUAACAAUCAUUUGUACAUGCAAAUAUUUCAAAUCCAGCAGAGGUAAUAGACCAAUACGAUGCCUAAUGUAAUUUAACAAGGAACAAAAAGUAUUAGACUUUUAAGAUCAAAAAAUAAGCUACGUAGUCAUUCUAUAAAUAUAUAAGGGGAAAUUUAUUCACUUGAUCUGAAAAGUAUAUUUUAUUUUUGGGAUCUACAUAUGUUAAGCCAUUCACUACAGAGCACUUUUUGAAUAAAAAAAAAUAUUAUUUAUUAUUUAUAAAAUAUUUUACCAGGAAAAAUACAUUGAGAUUUCCCCCCUUUUUUAACCCCUUAAGGACACAUGACAUGUGUGACAUGUCAUGAUUCCCUUUUAUUCCAGAAGUUUGGUCCUUAAGGGGUUAAGUAUGUCCUGGGUCCACAAAACAUUGGUACAAUAAAAUCCAAAACAAUAUUAAUACACAAAAUAUACAAAAUUUAACAUAGAACCAGGUAGGAAAUAUAUAAUCAACCAUGAGAGGUGCAUUCUGUUUUGAGGUAUGUAGAGAGGGAACUCUUAAAACGGCACUGUCAUGCCGAACUUACCUUUAUUUGAUCACUUCCUCUGUCAGGAUGUGUUCUUCUUUUCUUCCUGUCUGAUCUAGUUUUCUUUAAAACAUAAGACAAAGUAGGGACUACUUUGUCUUAUGGAGGUUUUCUACGCCUGACCAGCGGAGGAGCAAAGAGUGCUCAGUUUCCUGUGGUCAGAGAAAUUUUCCCACAAAUCCUCCGUGAUCUUGCGAUGCUUCCUGUCAGUAUACCCGAACGUCCUGUCUUUUAGACAGAACACAGUCGAAACUACAGAAUUUCGGAAUUUUCGAAUGAGGACAGUUUCUCCAUUCGUGUUAGGACGCAAUUCGGGACUUUGUUCGUAUUGGAAUUUCAUUCGAAUAAAUGAAACUCCAAUCCUAUUCGUGCCGUGGCUGAAUCUUGCAGCCGCUUAGUAGAUAACUCCCUAAUUCCCACGGUAUUAGGGAGUUAUCUACCAAAAGGCUGAAAGACCUAAAUUGGUAUUUCAGCCAAAUUUACUAAUACUAAGUAAAGAUUACUUGGUAUUAGUAUAUUCUGCCUGUACUCGCUAUAUCGCGAGUAGGGAAAUAUCUUUUAAACAGUGAGUAUGGGUGAGGGCUAUUAAACUGAACUCGGGACCUAUUAUGGGAGGGGGCUAUUGUGUCCCCCCCCUUCCCUGUGACUAGGGGUCCCCUAUAAAAAUACCCUGUUACCCCCCCACCCCCACCCUAAUAAAAUUAAAUCAAUCCCUACCUAUCCCCCUCAUCCUAAAAAUGAGGGGGAGACAAUAAAAAAAAUAAUAAUAAUCCUUCACCUGGCGAGGGCACAGUGCAGACUGAAUCCAACCAAUGAGAGUGCUCUGAGUCAUUUUACACAGCAUGGGAAAAUUCCAAAGAACUUUCCCACGCUGUGUAAAAUGACUAGCACUCUGGUUGGAUUCCAAGCCAACCAAUCAGAGUGCUCUGAGUUAAAUUGCAGGACGUGGGAAGGUUUUAUAGGCCUUUCCCCGCCCUGCGGAACUCAGCCUGCGCCGGGUUAAGAUGGAUACAUAUUUAGCGUCAGGUUUUUUUUUUUUUGCUCUGUUUUGUUUUUUUUUAUUUGAUAAGUUCGGGUAUUAUUAUUGGGGUUUUUUUUUUUUUGUCUCCCCAUCCCCACCCCCUCAUUAUUUUUAGGGGGAGGGUGAUAGGUAGAGAUUCAUUUAAUUUUAUUUGGGUGGGGGGGGUGACUAAGGGCUUGAGCAUAAUGCCCAUACAGUAAAUACAGUUAAAGCACAUAUUUCUCAAAUAAUGCUGUAGCAAUCUUUAUCAAACUGUAAUUUAAUACUGACCGUGAAAUGGUAGUCAAUUCACUCCUACCUCCUUGCUGACUGUCAGAAUGAUCUCACAUAAUGUAACUUUCUGUACUAUUUAAAAGCAGGGAGUGAUCUUGCAUUUUCAGCAACUUUACAUUCAUUAUGUCAGUGACUAGUGGUUUCUGGCAGAUAAAUUUUUUCCUCUAAAAGCUGGUAAUAACUAUAUAGAGUAUAAAUGAGUGAGUGAGUGAAUGAGGCUUUAUAGACUAGAUUUCAUACUGCAAAAUACAUGAAAGUAAAAAAGUAUAGUCUAUGUUUGUAUUGAAGUGAUUAAAGGACCACUAUAGUGCCAGGAAAACAAACUUGUUUUCCUGGCACUAUAGGGUCUUUGGUUCCCCUCCACCCUCUGGGUCCCACUCCCGCCGGGCCGAAGGGGUUAAACGCUUGCCUUUCUCCAGCGCUGGGGACUCUCCUCCCUCUUCCGACGUCAUCCGCCGAAUACGAAUGCGUGGCAGGAGCCGCAUGCGCAUUCAAUCAUUCCAUAGGAAAGCAUUUCUCAAUGCUUUCCUAUGGACGGCAGCAUCUUCUCACGGGGAAAAUCACAGUGAGAAGCGCGGAAGCGCCUCUAGUGGCUGUCAAUGAGACAGCCACUAGAGGCUGGAUUAACCCGAAUGUAAACCUAGCAGUUUCUCUGAAAGUGCUAUGUUUACAGCUGCAGGGUUAACCCUAGAUGGACCUGGCACCCAGACCACUUCAUUGAGCUGAAGUGGUCUGGGUGCCUAUAGUAGUCCUUUAAAGUGACAUAUUUUGUACCCCAUCCCUUAGGGACAUACAGAUCAUUUAAAGGGAUACUAUAGUGCGCAUGUGCAGCGCAUGCAUUAGACCUUCAUCAUACGAAAGCAUUGAAUCAAUUCUUUCCGAUGGGGAAAUGACUAAAGCUGGACCAAAAGUCCAGUAACAUUCCAUAAGUGCCUCUAGUGACUGCCUUAGUGCUGCAGUGUUCCUCUAAAACUGCAAUAUUUUACAUUGCAGCACUAAGUGCAAUAGGGACACUGUACACAGACCCCUCCAAUGAGCUGAAUUUGUGUGAAUGCCUAUAGUGUCCCUUUUAAUUCCCUUUGUGUAUUUCUCCUUCAUCCUUUCAGUUUGCAAGCUCAUUCACCUACUGCUCCAGUAUGUUAAUAAUUACAUGCCUGGCAUUAUGCUCGGUUGAUUCUGCGUUUGUUCGCUAUGUUUCCUAUAGAUGGGAAACCUGCUACUGUGAUGUGGUCUUCUCAGUUUUUAACUUGUUAGUGUAAACUAUGACCAUUUCAUUUUGUAUUGAGCAUGUAAUCUGUAAAUUCUGUUCUGUAAGAAACUUUCAACAGUUAAUCAGAACACUGAAAGAUAUCACAAGACAACCAGUGUAGAACUAGUCCUGUGUAUUUUCCAUGAUUAUUUUGCUCCAUACAAAGAUAUGUUGGUUUACAAAGUGUAUGCCAAAAGAGAAAAGUGGUAGUAUUGACUGAAAAAUCUCUUGUGCUACCAAAAAUUGUUAGUUAGCAAAAAAGUGUUAUUAACCUAAAAGACUUUGUACUGUGACACUUUGGUAAGUAUUCCCUAAUGUGUAUUUUAUGAUCUGUAUGGUUUUCCUGCCAUUUAUAAAAUUAAUAAAAAGAGAAAAGAAAAAAAAAAUAUUUUCCAGUCAUCAUUGCUGUAAUUUAAAAAAUUGCAUUUCAUGGUCUGUAGCUUCUUGAGAACUUGGAGGAACACCUGAGCUGCACAGCAUUUGAAGAAGCUGCCCUAUCACGCAAGAUAUCUGGUAAGUGAACGUUUCCUGUCGGUGGUAAUUCUGCUUGAUCUUUACCUUGAUUCUCCCCACUCAGAGUUUUAAUGUCCUUUUCACAGCUAAAGCAUCCUGCUGGCUGAACCUCAACAUGGAGGCAUUGCAGAAAAGACUUCUUGCCAUACAGAGCCAUAGGAUAACACUUGGUAAGGACACUUUUACAUGGCACUGAAAAAAAGAUAGGGUCGCACUCAGGCACAAUAUAACAAUCCAGGGUGCUAUCAUGCUUGGUAAAGACCUUGACUGGUCGAAACGUUGCAAAUAAAUCUGCCUGGAUACAAUCACAGUGAGUGCCUGAGAUUUUUCUUUUACAUGGCACGUCCUAUAUAGGGAAAGGCUCACAACAGCAUAAAAUGUUACCUAUAAUCUCUGUCCACAAAAGUUUUAAAUAUAUAAGUAUAUUGAGUCAGGCAUACGUGAGUGCUGGUGUCUCACAGUGAUACUUGAGCUCGUAGUGAAUAGAUAGUAAAUAUCUCAGGGAUCCCUUUUGAUGAUAUACAGUGAGUAUAAAGUGUGAUGUCACAGGGGAUCUUCUUUUAGAAACUCUAUUCCUUACUUUGAGUUGUAAUGGGUAUCAGUCCUGUAGAGUAUUAGCACCGCUUCACUUCGGCAUCUGUUACCAGCAGGAUUGUUAUUUGGGCAAUCAAGCAGCUCAUGAUGUUCAAUGUGUCCUCUCUCUUACAUGUUUCAUGAGCCAUUCGAACCUUUCUCCCUGAAGAAGUGAGCGCAUGGCUCACGAAACAAGUAGGAGCGAGGACACAAUGAGCUACUAAACCUUUGAACUGCUUGAGUGCCCGGAUCACGGUCCUCCCGGUAUCAUAAGUUCGGGGUGCUGAAUCUCAAUGGGAUUAAAAUGCUAAAGUGUUAGCAAUACACAUUUUGUAUUCCCUAAUACUAUAGUGUUUCUUUAAAUUCAUUUAAAAAUAAUUCAUGUUAAUGGAGAUCCUUGGAAGACAAACACCUCUACCAGACAGCCACUAGAGGCGCUUCCUGCAGUUCCACAGAGUUUGACUCUAUUUAUCAAUGCUGGAUGUUCUCAUGCUUUACCUUAGAACAUCCAGCAUCCUGCAAAUCCCAAUAGGAAAGCAGUGAGUCAGUGCUUUCCUAUGGAGAAAACCUAAUGUGCGAGAGGCACACCAUCGGCUGACUUUUGAGGAGGAAAAGCCCGGCACAGCAUCGAGGGACAUUGGCGCUGGAAUCUAGUAAAUGUGUGUAAUGUGGCUUUUUUGCGUGGGCCGAGAGACACUAUAGUUUUAAGAAUACAGCUAUGUAUUCUUAACACUAUAGUGUUUCUUUAAGCCCUGCUCUAAGAAUCCCACUAGCUGUUAAUUUUUUUUUUCCUUUGUGUUUAUAUCUAUUUAUUUGUUGUCCCCACAGAGAUGAGGAGACGAGCGUCACCCUGGCAGAGAAAUCUUGUUUACCCUCUUGCUAUGUUAUUACUCCUGGCUCUCACAGUAAGUGUCUCUCUGCACUGGGCCUAGUUUGUAAUAUUUGGAUUUAUUGGGUAACCUGUAACCUUGUGCAUGUUCGUUACAGGGGAUUUGUGUGCUGAUUGUUUGCUUCCACGUCUUGGAGCUUCUCAUCGAUGAAGCAGCGAUGCCAAAGGGAAUGCAGGUAAACUCUCAGUCCAAAGACUCUGAAUAUUACCACUGAUUGGGGUAUCUGUACAGCAUACGCCAAAAAAUAUUUUAUUCGGUAUGGUUAACAGACCUGCUUGAAAACCUGUUUCGUAGAUAAUUACCUAUUAGAUGGUACACUUAUUAUUACUUGGUCUUUCCUUUUGACUGGUACACCGUGAAAGAUCAGUCUAUUUACCACAGCCACUGCAGUCCACAUACUGUAGUGGUCAUGGUGCCUAGACUGCCUCUUUGAUGUUAAAUACUGUGAUCCUCCUGGUGAGCUGGUGUAUAGAUCUGAUCCACACGGACACUUUACUUAUUUUUAUUGGUCUUGUGUUGAUAAAAUGGUGUACAUUUAAUAGUUAAUCUGUUAUGCUUUCCUGGGACCCCUGCUAUUCGUUUGUGUCUGUAUAAAUUCUGUGGUCCCCAAACGUGGGGAGACUCUCGCUAGAGCUUCCUAAUAAUGUCCAUAAUAAAUGUCUGUUAUGUGGAACUGAUGAUUAAUUCCUAAUUUUCUGUUUUACAGGACUCCCGCCUUGGCAAGGUGUCUUUCUCUGUCUUCGGUUCUUUUGGGGCAGCUAUGCAAGUCAUCCUUAUAUUGUAUCCUUCUGCUAUUUUGUAUAGAUUGUCAAACACUGUUUAUGAGCUCAUUUUAGGCAAUUCUUAAUUGUUUAAUACUCUGUUAUGCAGGAUUAUAUGUGUUGAAGGUUUUACAGUAGAAAGAUAGAAUAUAGUAGAUGAAAUUGGGUGCGUGCCUGCACAAACAGGUAGGGUCCCCCCUGUUAGGUCUGCAGAACACCCAUUGAUCAUUUUUGUUUUGAAGUGUUAAUCCUCUUUUACUAUCUACAGAAUUCAAUGACCUUUCCAAUACAUUGACAGGAUAUUAUGUUUACAAAUGUAUCCUUCAGAAGCACAUGCGCUAGGUUAAAUAUACAGUCUCUCCCUAAUCAAACAAUUCUAGUGUAUGAAAUUUAAUUUUUUUAAAUUGAACUGAUGCCUGGAGUAAUUGCUGAUUUUGUUAACCUUGACCUCUGCCCAGCUACCUGAUGGCUUCCUCUGUAGUGGGAUUUUACAGUUCUCCUCUUUUCAUCAGACUUCUGCCACAGAAACAGGACACUGCCAUGACCAAAGUAAGCAUUCUAUUACAAUCCUGUGUUUAUGGAGGGUUACCUACAGGAAAUAUUAUAGAACACUAACUCUGCAAUCUCUCCUCUAGAUUAUUGGGAACUGUGUUUCUCUCCUCAUACUGAGUUCUGCUCUCCCUGUCUUCUCCAGGACAUUGGGUGAGUGUUGACCUAUGUAUGUCUCUUAAAUACAAUUGCUUAUUUGUCAUCCAUGAUUAAAGAGUAGCACUUGUUUAAGCUGCAUUAGUAAGAAGCUGUGAAUGAGUACUGUGUAAUUCUUUAUUAUUUGUAUACUAGUGUGAAUGUGGUAACUAUAAAGGGGAGAUCCUCCAAAGCUCCAUAAAAUAUUAAUAAAGAAAUCACAAUGUAACGAUGUCGAUGGUGAGAAAAACUGAUGUAUGAAAUCAUUAAAAAAAUUAAAAAAACAUGGAAUGAAUUACCUCAAGGGCUUUGCAUGCUAGGUCAUCUGGAGUCAACAGCAGUUAAUAGACUGCUAAUACUGCACGGAAAAAUAGAUUUGUUUUCAUGCAUAGAGCAGUAAUUGCACUAUUAUGGUCCACUGUAAAUCAACCAAUACAACUUUGCUCUAAACCACGUGGUGGCACAUAUUGAGAUUUUAAGAAAAUCUGCCAACAUUUGGUGGAUUGCUUAAAAUGAUUUUUAAGCGUUUUAAUAAGAAUUUUAUUUGUCUGUUUUGUUGUUUUUUUUUGGUGUGUUUUUUUUUUUUUUUUUUUAAGUUCCGUUAAUAGCAUAAUAUUUAAGAAUAUUACUAAAUAUAAAGAAUUUAAUCAAUUUGUGAUUUAGAAAACAUCCCUUUUGAUCAUUCAGUUUUAAAGAGUGUGCAUGUUUCCUUGUUUUGUUUGUUCUCGUUAAAUGAAUUUUUCACUAAAUUAUGUGAAGAACAUGUGUGAUUCUUCCCACCUGCCCCCAAUCAGUUUAAAUACUCAUUAACGCUAUGCAGAUGUCUUGUAACAUUUGUUUUAGAUACAUAGAAGUUAUGUUUGAGUAAUAUUUGUAACUUUUAAAAUUUUUAUUUAUAAAGCACCAACAAAUUCUGCAGCGAUGUACAAUUAAGAGAGAACAUACAAUAUACACAGACAAAUACAAAAGGUAGAGAGGGCCCUGCCCCAGUAAGAUUAGAUUUAGGAGUUGAAGCUCUUUGAUACAAAGUGCUUGGCUUAAUAGCUUGUGAGCUUACAAUCUAAAGUAUAUAAUGGGGAUUUGAGACCAGGGGUAGCAGGGGGGGAUUUGGAAGUGAUGGCUAAAAGAAGUUAAGAGAGUUGCAGCUAUUGGGAAAUAUAAAAGUAAUGAUGAAGUAAUUGAGUGAGACUCUCAAACAGCUGGAAGAGCAUGCUCUAUAUUUAGUAGGAACCUGGAUGGGUACUGCUGAGAAAAACUAAUUGAGAGCUUCAGUAUUGUUUCUCAAAGUUCUGGAGGUGAGGCCUGGGGGUCGCUGGAAUUUGCUGGGAGAUAGAAAAUGAAGAGAGCUUCAGUAUUGUUUCUGGAAGUGUGAGGCCUGGGGGUUGCUGGGAGAUGGGGGGAAAAAAAAAAGAUUUGAAGUCUGAAAUAUCCUUUUAUGUAUAUUUGCAUUAAUCUAUUUGCAUUACUAUUAAUGGAAACACUGAACUCCAAAGAUGUCUGAAGUAAAACUAAACUCUGUACAGUCUAACUAGAAGUAGGAUUAGGGAAGCUACACAGAGAAGCCAAAAAUGUGGACACUCUGGUACAAAGGGACAUAAAGUAAUUGAUGAAUGAUGGUAGGCAAUAUUUGUGCAAAACAUUAUUAUUUUUUAUUAUUUUUACUGAUUCAGUGCUUAUCCUCAUUGUAAUGUUCCAUACACAGGUAUUACCAGAUUCGAUCUCCUCGGUGACUUUGGACGUUUUAACUGGCUUGGAAACUUUUACUUAAUCUUCCUGUACAAUAUGCUGUUUGCCGGCCUCACCACACUUUGCCUCGUAAAGAAGUUUACCUGGGCUGUGCAGGCAGAGUUAAUCCGUGCGUUUGGUAAGAAUGCACCUCUUAUUCUCAAAAGCAAGCCCUUCCUAAUUUGGCCAUUUUAUUUUCUACCAGCCAUAUUGCAGGCUUUUACAGGAACAAUAAAAGCUGUAUUUUAGGUUUACUCCUGGGCAGCAACUGCUAGCUGUUUAACUCCCAGCAAUCGAAGACUGACUGGGACAUGUAUGCGCCAUUGCAAGAUAACAUCCAUUUAAAAUGUACUAUAUAAAUAGAAAAUAGUUUCAUAUACAAUAUCGAACAGUGAGGUGUAUUAUGGGAAAAUGCCAGUCUGUGUAAAACAUCAAAUGGGCGAGAAAUUAAGAAACGUGUCUGUUAAAAAUGUUUACAUACAGACCUAUAUAUUUUUUUAUAAAGUCACCAGUGAGGGGUAGUAGUGCUUGAGUCGCUACUGAUGGACAUCUUCAUUCAAGAAAUAGAUUUUAUUUGUAAUGGAUAGUUUGAGUUAGCUCAGUGGAAUAUUACACCAACUGUAAUGAUUUUGCAUACAAUCAAAUCCCAGCAGAUCCUCUCAUCCUGUGUUUAAUGCAAACAACUAAUAUAUGCUAAUUACUGUAAACGGUUUUGGUGUCCAUACAAGGGGCAAAUGGGCUGUGUGAGCACAAGACAGGUGGAGUAAUCAAUGUUGCCAUCUGGCAGAGCUAGUUUUUCGCAUGAUUCCCUGCUCAUACAAGUUUGUUCUCAAGUCUCACACAGGAAAUAAUGGGAUAUAUGCAAUUUGUAUUAAAUGCUUGACUGUAACAGAACAGCCCUUACAUUUGGCACAAAAAACCCCUCAAUAAAUGGUUAUUUUAUUGGCUAUUAAAAUGUUUUAUUACCUCCAAUGUGAAAAAUCAUAGAUGUAAUUUUAAUUUUGUGCACAAAUUGAGUGGUGGGUGCUGUGUGUACUUGACUAAACUUUGUAGUUGGGCAACUUAGCCUGAACUAAGUGUAUCAAGUAUGCCUUUAACAAAGUGACGAAAGCCUAAAUUACAUUUAUGUGACUGUCUAAUUUAACUUACAUAUGCCCAUUUCUUUCUACAGGACUGGACAGACUGCCUCUAUCGGUCAACAAAACCUUCAAUCAAGGGAAGGGGAAAGCCUGAUUUAAUUUUCCAGGAAUUUGAAAUGUAGCCAGCAAAUGGGCAAUGGAAAGGCCCUAAGAUGUUGAUUAUUUUUUUUUCCUUUUAGUGGCCAUAGCAUGAACAUAGAAGGUUAUGAAUUUGUUCAUAGAGUUUCUGUGAAGAUAUAUGAGCUGUGGAAAACAUCUUGGGACAAACCUAUUUGGUUGGACACUACUCAUUUUGGAUGUAUCAGACUGAAUUGUCCAGAAUUCAUUCUAGAUUUUGAAUCUAGAAGACAACAAUGUCUGCAGAUGAGCCCACACUCCCACCUCUACUGGAGAAAUCCGAUCUCACCUAACAAGGGUGAGCCAUUUCCCCCACACAUUAAACAUAAUUUCUGCUGCUAAAGACAAUUUGAGUGGGUGACAAUCAGUCUUGUUUCAAAUAUGGCUCUUCAAACUUGUGAAAUGAGCGGCCUCAGUACUGCUCAUCAACCCUUGAUUCAUAAAACUUUUGGGAGGACAUGAGACUUUUUUAUGAUGGUGGUGGACAAACCAUAUCGGACACUAAAGACCUUUAGAAAGAAACCCUAAAUGGAUUAUUAAGCCUCUUCCUCUCCUUGCUUGUUUACACUCCAGCCUUUGGGGACUUUUUUGUUCUCAUCUCACGGGAUUCAGUGCCGGGUCCGUGCAAUGAUACAAAAGCAAACCAGCGUUCUCACCUUAUAGACUGAAUCAAGCUUCUGUCCCCUUUAUCAAGAGGACUGUAGCGCCAUUCUGUUUACGUGCUGUUAUGUGUCUGUCAUUGGGAGGAGUGGGAUGUGGAUUCUGUCUGUUUCUGUGAAUGUGUUUGAAUUUGUGGAGGUUUGUGUCAGAAACACUACAAGUGGAUAAAUGAGAACACUCCCAAACCACAAUUUACCAGUCUUGUCUUUUGACAACUGGGCAGAUUCCUUUUAGGAGUGUUCUGCAGUAUUUUAUAAUGUCUCCAUUAUUUUAGUGAUGUUCUGUGUUGCAUUGGUAUGUAAACUAUGCUUAUUGUGUUACGAUGUGUGUAGAGUGCAUGAAACAAAUGAAUGAAUUACAUUUGUUUAAAUGUGGAUUGUACAUGUGACGAAGGGUAGUAUUACCACUUAACUUGGGUUCCAUGGUUCUAAUAUAUUUGUUUUGUCAGUCUUUUACACACCAGGAAUUCUUGCCCAUCUCUAGGAAUUUUACUCUUGUGCUGAAACCACACUUCUCUCUGGCACCUUCUUAUCACAAUUUAUGUUGAUCUCUGUCAUGCUAAAGAAAUAUUGCCUUUUAGAAGUCUGAGACUUGAGUCUGCAAACUGUAAAUCUUUGUCUACACCUCCAUACUCCAUCAGAUGGUUCUAGUGUUUUUUUUGGUGCCUGUAGUUCCUGUUCGAAUAGUGAUCUGUUCCACUGGGUUUUUAAUUUUUAACUGUUUAACUUUAGUUUGCAAUCAGUAGCACAUUCUGUGCCUAGGGAAUAAAAACACAUGCUUUCAUUGCAAUAGUUUGUGUGUGUGUGUGUACACCCUUUACUAGAAAAGUGUAUUGCAGGAAAUUAAGUUUUGUCCAUUUUAAAUGCGCUUUAUUGCCUUGUGCAUUUAUCUGAAAUACGGGGAUCACAAAUCUAACCACAUGAAAACGUAAUCUCUGUGGUCAAGAUAGACGAAUGUAGGCCUGUGGCUAAUAACUGUGAUUCUGAACGAGGUAUCCAAGAUGUUUGAAAACUGUAGACUGGCAAAGCAUCAUGGGAAAUUCAGUCACAAAUAUCAAGGCUUCCAAGGGUAUAUAAUAUAUAUCGCUGCUCUAGUUUUUUAAUAUGUGACUUUGAAUGGAAUCUGUAGUGAUGCUUAUAUACACAUUAGUCAUUCACAAAGUGUAAUUAGAUUAUUUUUUAUACUGGAGCAGAAUAUGUAAUGAAAUAUAGUCCAUAUUAAAUAUUUUCUAGGUAGUUUUCAGCACCUUAAGUGUCUUCACCUCAUCCCUAUAGCAAAUGGAAUGCAGCAUUUAGUUUCCAAAGACUUCUUCAUGGUAGAAAUGUUAGAUGUAGGCAGAACGUUUAACCCAUUGAGUGGCAGUGUUUUUCAACAUGUGUAGCUCACUACCAUGACCUUAAUUUCACAACUGUCUUCCUAGCUGAUGCACUGUGUACUUAUUCUAAAAGAGAGUGUGAUGUUUGUGUUGCUGUAUCCUGACGUAUAACAUAGGCCCAAUAUAGCCAAAUGUAGAUUCAAAUCUGUUGUAGAACUAAAAGACUGUGAAAACUUAAGAGCUAUAGUUCGACAACAGCUGGGAUCUACUAUUUGGGUAUGUGGGUAAGCUGCCUGUGAAAUUAUUUUAUUUUUUUGCUAAAUAUUGUGUUUUUGUUAAGAUUAUUUUAUUGUGAGGAGAGAGAAAAAAGUUAAGUAUUGUUAAAUAGCAAGAAAAUAAAUACAUUCUAUAUUGCUAUCAAUUGAAAAAAAAAAUGUAAUCUGCAGUAUCCUUCAAUAAAAUAGUAUUGAGGUAAAGGUUAUAUUUUAAUUUAGCUGGCGCUUUUAAGGUUUUAUAGCAUUUCAUUUUUGUUACAUUGCCUGUAGGUCAUUUUUGACACUGUCUGCUUUUACGUAUGAUGAGACGAUGCUCAGUCAUGUGGAAAAAAAAAGGUGGAGUGAUAAGUGACCUGCCUCUAAAUGUCCUAUAAUCUCAUAUAAGUUAUGUCCUGUUCCCCUGUGUGCUGCAGGCAGCUCCCAGUGUGUAUUAUUGUGACUAUACAGCCCACUUAGAUGGUCAUCCAACACAGGACGGGGCAGUGUACAUGGACGCUGCCAAGAUAAAUGGGCACUGCAACUGUCUGCAGUAUAAUGUAAUAAUCUGAAUUUGAUGUGCUAUGGAUUUUUGUGAAUGAGAUUAUUGUACUUUACUUGUGUGGGGGAAGUUUAAAAUAUUUUUUAUAAUUAAAAGCGCCUCUUGUUUUUAUAUUGCUCGGUCCUUGUGUGUGUUCUUGUGUUUUAUAUUUGAUAAAAACCUACAAACGUAAACUCUCACAAGUAUUUUACAUCACUGUCUGUUUUGGAUAUUUGCUUCCACAAAAUGUAUUCUAGUUUGAGGAACCGUGAUCGUAUCUAAGCUAUUUGUUCACUAAACUGUAAUAUUCACAACCGGCUUCUAAACGUUUUGCCUAAAUAUUUGGGACAACUUGGCACUGUUGGAUUUUGCCAUCGUGUUUUUUUUUGUUUGUUUUUUUCUUAAACAGUAAGCUGUUUAGUGAAUAAACAA
Pelobates cultripes (western spadefoot toad) is the source of this 48290-nucleotide messenger RNA. Lineage: Eukaryota; Metazoa; Chordata; Amphibia; Anura; Pelobatidae. The record is from the annotation of a GenBank genome assembly.